Molecule: messenger RNA, 63630 nt
Organism: Pelobates cultripes (western spadefoot toad)
Lineage: Eukaryota; Metazoa; Chordata; Amphibia; Anura; Pelobatidae
Source: the annotation of a GenBank genome assembly
CCUUGGACGAACUCAAACUUUCUGCUCACAGAUGGCAACGUUCUGUUAAUCCCUAAGAUCCGAUCCAAAUGGAACGCGAAUACUUCGCUCAUAUCCAGGGGUCUUUUAAUAAGCCCACAGAUCCCCUGGCAGGCAGAGGUAGGUGCUAGUGAAAAUGGCCUUUUCUUGGACGGGUUCUCAAACAGGAUCAGGUCACCGUGACUUGCAGGCACCUGCUUAACUCUCUUGAUUUUGCAGUCAGCUAAAAACUUCAUUGCCCUGAUGUCUUCUGCACUGAACCAAGGCGGGGCACUGUCGCUGUAAAUCCUAAUGUUGCUUUGGUGUGCACUAGUCUUCCCUCUUGGUACAGCCAGCAGGAUAACAGCCCCAUCCCUGGCUGCAGUGGCAUCUCCUUCCCCUUCUCCCAGCCUUUGCUGGUCCAUCUGUUUGUUGAAACCCUGCUGCAGGAUGCCUUGGCUAUGCUCAAACUGCACCUGUGCCGCAUAUUUUCUCCUCUUCUUGGGCUUCACCGUGCCCCUGAUGUUGGCUGGUUUGCUUCUUUUAGACCUCAGAGUGAUGUACACCACAUUGGGUUUCAGAGUUGCUGCUGGAAGGGUGCUCGGGACGCCCCCCUCUGACAGCUCACUCACCAUGUAGAAGUUGCCAUGCUGCAGAUGUGCCUGAGGUGGUUUAGUGGAGGCAUCUCCCAGGGCUCUGUUGCGAGGUGGGUUCUUCUCGUCCCCCUGAUGUGGCCAUAGGUAGACCACUUUGCUGACUAUAAAAAUCCCAUAGAGCACGCAAGCAGUGAAAAGCAGCAAUAAAUUCCUUUUGCUUUUUGGGCGUCUCCCACCCCAAAUCCUAAAGAUCCAGGAGCAGAGCAAUGUGAAUGAGAUCCUGAGUGUUCCUGCUCGAGCUGAGAUCAUUUCUCCAGAGAGUCUACAUGACAGCUGCUACAACAUUGCAACCUCCGGUGGGGCUGUAGUUGCAUGCUUUUUUUUUUUUUCCUUUUUCUUUCCAGGCUAAACUUAAAAGAAAAGGAGUUUGUUUAAGAAGUCUGUGCAUAGGCUGGGAAUAGGAAUUUGACUCUGUCACUCCAGUGCACAGAGUUGGAGCCUUUUAUCAGCAAGCUUGCUACCACUGGGGAACUGAUUUCUUUCUCUGAAUGAAUGGAGACAACUGUGUAAACAGAACUAGGCGGAGAUCACCACCAGCCAAAAUGUCACAGGCUGCCUGCCUUAUGAUUGUUCAUGUGAAAAAAAAAAAAAAUAAAAAAAAAAAUCGUAGAUUAUUUUAAACAUACCAGGAAGAGUGUGUUUACAGGGAAAUAACAUCCCCAGGAUAUAAUGAAUGAUUCCCUAAAAUUAUAAACAUAUAGAAAACAAAAGCAAAUAUCUCCCUGCCCUCUAUGAAGUCACUUUAAGCAAAUAUGAAUAGGGAUGUGAAAGCUAAUUUAUAAACUGGUUUGUUUGUUUAUAAUUAACUGGGAAAUGCCAAGUGAUUACAGAGUGAUUUGAGCUAUUUGUGAAGGUUUUAUCACCAAGGUUCCAUUUUAUUGAGGCAAUUUGGUCAUAAUCACUGGGAACAUUUUAUUUAUGGUAACAGAAUUCCUUGUGCAUGGACAGAAUUGUUGGUUCAUCACAACCGUUUAGCCAGAAAAUAACAAUGCUUCCAUUGUUUGAUUCAGUAUGAAUUUUGUUUGCAAAAAAAAUUGGACGAACAACAGCUUUCAUUUAUAACCUCUUACUCAUUGAAGGUGAGCGAGGGGUUAAGAUGGAAGCAACAGGGAGCAGGAAACUCUACUUCCUUUCCCCAAUCCCCCAAUGGGUUAAAUUAACAAAUAAAUGCCUACAGGAGUCAACAUGAUCCCUAUGAUUGCAUAAGAGAGCUUCAAAACGUCCCUCAUUCCCCUACCCGCUGUGAUACUAUCAUAUAAAAUUAUAUGGGGUACCUAGUGGUGGCUUUAAUUAUAAAAAUGCAGAGAAUCUAAAGUCUCCUUAGCCACAACCACCACCUAUGGUUGGGGGCUGAUAUAAUAUGCAAAGAUGGUGGACAUGCUAUUGUCAACCCCCCUAAAAUUUGGCCAGUUGAAUUUAACCCCUUAAGGACCACACUUCUGGAAUAAAAGGGAAUCAUGAUAUGUCACACAUGUCAUGUGUUCUUAAGGGGCUAAACCCCCCUCCCUCCCUGAUGGCUACGGGUUGCUAAGCCCCCAGCCUCUUCCACACCAAUAAAAAAUGAUCUGCCUAAUCUCCUCACCCUAAUAAUAGUGAGCCUUUUCUGUGAAGGAAAAUGUUAUACUAACCAUCAAAUGUCUUUCUUCUUAAAUCUUUUCUUCAUCCCCAGAAAAUAGAAAAAAUAAAUAAAAAUAAAAACAUUAAAGUCCCACCACAGCUAGUAAAAUAAAAAAAAAGACUGCAUUGAAAAAAAAAAUCAUAGUUGGCCCAUUGAUGACUUCACACAGGCUGACUUAUACCAGACAGUUGUUACCAUACUUACCAUAAUUUUCUUUUCCUGACCUUUAUCCAUGUCAGCAUAACAGAUGCGUUAAGCUCCUCCCUCUUAGCUGAUAGGACAGAAAUCUAAAAUUAAAAUACUGUUAUAUAAGGCAGUCAUCUCCCCAAAUCCAACAGUUUCAUAACCAACUCAGUCCAGGAAAAAAAGAAAAAAAAGGGAGGGUUUGUUGAUGCUGACAUUGAUAAAGGCCAGGAAAAGAAAACAAGAGUAAGUAUAGUAAUAGUUUCUGGUUUCCCUAUAGUUUCAACUAUAGGGGGUAAUAAAACACCAGAACACAAAUUCAAUGUUAAUAGAGUUUAAUUAAGCGUUAAUGACAGAGUCAAGGACAUUUCUCCUGAAAGUGGAGACAGAUGAACCAGAAACAUCUAGGCAGUAGUGCUUUACGAAAGUGUUGGAGGAAGACCAGGCAGCAGCCCUACACAUUUCCUCCGUGUAAUUAUCUACCAUAGACGCCCAAGAUGCCAAGACAGCCCUGAUAGAGUGAGCUUUAAUUCCUUCCGACACCAGUUUCUCAGAACUGAACUAAUCCAUCUACGAAUAGUAGAAAUAGAUGCAGACAUACAUUCAUGGUAACCAUAUGGUACAACAAAAAAAUCUGGUGGUCUUUCUAAAUUUCUUGGUAUAGUCAAGGUAUAUCCUUAGAGUCCUGACCACAACCAAAGUGUUCCAAAGAGAUUCUUCUUCUGAAGUAGAGUUUUGAUAGAAAGAAGGCAGAAUAAUGUCUUGGUUCAGAUGGAAUUUUGAGGGAACUUUCAGAGUCUAUUCAGGAACCAGUCUGAGAAUCGUCUUAUCUCCCAUAAAUUGGGUAAAUGGAUGUUCCGAGGAAAGAGCUUGUAGUUCUGAAACUCUACUGGCUGGGUUAAUAGCUAUAAGAAAUACAGACUUUAACAUUAAACCCCAUAGGGAUGAAGAAUCCAUAGGCUCAAUAGGUGUAUCCAUCAGGCUAUGUAACACAGUAGGCAGAUCCCAUGCAGGAAAUUAUUUGUUAAUGGGUGGUCUGAUUCUCAUCUGAGAAAGUGUUUAAUAGUCUAAGUGUCAGACUGGAUCCAACAGGCAAAUAUAAGGAAAGCAAAUACUAGAAGAACAACAACAAGCGUAUUACCGGACCUUAGACUGGACGUAUUAAACGCACCAAGAAUAAUACAAGACAAGCCGAGGUCAGGAUUACAGAAUAUAGAAUAAACGUAAGGAAAAAGCCAAUGGUCAAGGUCAAUAAGAAGGAAGAAUAGUCAAAGAUGAGCCAAGGUCAAAAUGCCAGAAUAUACAAGAAAUAAAUGCGUUCUCGGAUCAACCACAAAAUGGAAACCAUGACAGGGCAUCAAGCAAUAGGCAGAGUGACUUUAAAUAAGCUAAGGAGUGUUCUCAUUGGUUGUUGGGACCUGGUGACGCCAUUUGUGUGGGCACAUUGAUGACGUAACGAUGCAUGCAUGUCCGUUUCACCAGCAUUGCAUUCUGUGACUGUCCCUUUAAAUCGUGGCCUUUGGAAGCGGCCGGCGUCCAUGGAAAUGCCAGUGCGACUUCCGGCCAUGUAGCAUGGAGAGUGGAUGGAGACACGGCAAGAGGUAAGUUUACUCUCUCUGUGCCCGUGCGGUUUGGGCAUGGAGACACGAUUAUGCUGGCCAGGAGCAGGUGCAUGGUCACACCAGCCGGGCGCAGAGGCGUGGUCGCGCCGGCCGGACAUGGGCAUGAGACUGAAAUUUAGAAAUAGCAUAGAACGCGGAUAACUGUACCUUCAAAGAGCUAAGGCUCAAACCUUUCUCUAAGCCCUUUUGCAAGAAUUCCAACUAGUUAGAAAAAUUGAGGAAAUCCGAAUCUUUCCCAAUAGAAGAUGCACAAUUAACCUGCUCUCCAAAUCAUACAAUAUACUUUAGACUGUUUUCUUGCUUGAAAGAUUGUAUUCACCACACUCUUUGAUAAGCCUUUAGCUUUUAGGACAUUAUUUUCAAUUUCCAUGCCAUCAAAUAAAACUUGGCUGGGUCAUGUAGAACUGGACCUUGUGUCAAGAGAAUCCUUGUUAUUGGCAAUUCUUGUGACAGGCUCAGAAGCAGCAGAAAUUGUGGAAAAAUUGCUAUUACCUCCACCUAUUCCUUCCAGAUCUUCUUGAGUGUUUUCUGAAUUAGCAGAAGAGGAGGAAAUACAUAGUCCAGCUGAAAAUUAAAUUUUUGCAUUAGAGCAUCUUGACCUUUCGCUCUCGAGUAGAAUCUUCUUGAAAAGAACGAGGGUCUACAUAGUAUCGACUCAGAUAAUGUUCAUCAGGAGGUACUUGAAAGCUAGUAGGGCUUUGUAUACUGCCCUUAACUCCAGAAUGAACAUGAAAAUUCCACAAUGUCACAAGCCACAUUCCCUAGGCUAGAUGAUUCUUGUUUUGAACUCUCACCAUUUCCUGCUGGCAUCCAUGGUCAGAUGCUCCCACUCUGGAUCUAGAUGGAAGCCCCUAUGGAUAUUUUGCUCAUUCAUCCACCAUUGGAGAGAUAUUUUUACUUCCUCUGUCAUCCAAAUAUUUUGAUCAGGUUCUUGAUCUUCAUGAAUGAGCUGAUCUAAGAAAUUGCGCUGUGUUGUUCUGAGGUUCCAGUGUGCCCAUCUCACAAAUUCGAUUGUCAAGAACAGUGUUCCCAGAAGAAUCAUAUAAUCCUUGGGCUGGCCAUCAUGAAUUUGCAUGAUACUGCUUCUGAAACCUUUUCCAGUAGUCUGGCAAUUCUGUCUUCUGUUAAGGACAUCUAGUUUUGUUUCUUAUCUACAUUGGCCCCCAUAAAGUUAUCUGUUGUGAUGGUUGCAGUUAACUUUUAUUGAAGUUUACUAUCCAAACAUUAUCCAAACAUUUAAAUACAUAAAGGGAAUCAACACAGUAAAGGAGGAGACUAUAUUUAAAAGAAGACAUAGUCUUAAAUUAGAGGGGCAAAGGUUUAAACAUAAUAUCAGGAAGUAUUACUUUACUGAGAGGGUAGUGGAUGCAUGGAAUAGUCUUCCAGCUGAAGUGGUAGAGGUUAACACAGUAAAGGAGUUUAAGCAUGUGUGGGAUAGGCAUAAGGCUAUCCUAACUAUAAGAUAAGGCCAGGGACUAAUGAAAGUAUUUAUAAAAUUGGGCAGACUAGAUGGGCCGAAUGAUUCUUAUCUGCAGUCACAUUCUAAGUUUCUAUUUUUCUAUUCGCAAAUGAAAGAAACACAAAAUAGCUGUCAGUCUCCCUCGGUCUGGUUCUCCAUGCAAGAUCUUAUCUCAUGGAGUUUGAAUGAUCAUGAGAACGGUGAGGAAUCAGCCCAUAACUACACGGGAGGAUCUUGUUAAUGAUCUGAAGGCAGCUGGUUCCAUAGUCACCAAGAAAACAAUAGGUAACACACUAUGCUGGGAAGGACUGAAUUCCUGCAGUGACUGCAAGGUCCCCCUGCUCAAGAAAGCACAUGUACAGGCCCGUCUGAAGUUUGCCAAUGAACAUCUAAAUGAUUCAGAGCAGAACUGGGUAAAAGUCUUGUGGUCAAAUGACACCAUAUUCAAGCUCUUUGGCAUCAACUCAACUCGCCAUGUUUGGAGGAGAAGGAAUGCUUCCUAUGACCCCAAGAACACCAUCCCCACCGUCAAACAUGGAGGUGGAAACAUUAUGCAUUGGAGGUGCUUUUCUGCUAAGGGGACACGACAACUGCACUGCAUCAAAGGAACGAUGGAGGGGGCCAUGUACUGUCAACUCUUGGGAGAGAAUCUUCUCUUAAGGGCAUAAAAAAAGGGUUGUGGAUGGGUAUUCCAGCAUGACAAUGACCCAAAACACACAGCCAAGGCAACAAAGGGGUGGCUCAAGAAGAAGCACGUUGAGGUUCUGGAGUGGCCUAGCCAGUCUCCAGGCCUGAAUCCCAUUGAAAAUCUGUGGAGGGAGCUGAAGGUUCGAGUUGCCAAACGUCAGCUUCAAAACCUUAAUGACUUGGAGAGGAUCUGCAAUGAGGAGUGGGACAAAAUCCCUCCUGAGAUGUGUGCAAACCUGGUGGCCAACUACAAGAAAUGUCUGACCUCUGUGAUUGCCAACAAGGGUUUUUUCCACCAAGUACUAAGUCGAAGGGGUCAAAUACUUUUCUUCACUCAUUUACAUGCAAAUCAAUUUAUAGCUUUUUUUGACAUGCAUUUUUCUCGUUUUUUUUUUUUUUAUUAUUCUUUCUCUCACUGUUAAAAUACACAUACCAUUAAAAUUAUAGACUGAUAAUUUCUUUGUCAGUGGGCAAACGAUCAAAAUCAGCAGGGAAUCAAAUAAUUUUUUUCCCUUACUGUAUAUGCAGACACUUACCCUUUUAGUAAGGGGAAUAUAGUGAUGCUAAAAAAAUAGAUGAAAUACAAUAUAGUGUAUUUUAUACAACUUAAUAAGUGAGUACUGAAUGAUGGAUGCAUUUACAUGGGACAGAGCCAAAUAAGGAUAGGCUCAAGUCACAACUUCAAGGCUAUAUAAGGUAAUACCCGAACCUCUUAUAUUCUUUAAUCCUGGAGUACUUCAGAGAAAGGGAUAAAGCAUAAUGGGAGACAAGCUCUUAGUGUGAUACUGUAAAAGUAAUAAAAAACACCUUUUUAUUUUUAUAAAAUAAAAAGGUGUUUGUCCUGAUCAAAGUUCCCAUGUGGAACUGAAACGUUGACCUUUUUCUACACUUUUUCCAAGUAAAGGAGUUAUUUGUGAAUUACCUGGGAGUGUUGACUUUCCUGUUCUAUGUGUAUAUAUAUAUAUAUAUAUAUAUAUAUAUAUAUAUAUAUAUAUAUAUAUAUAUUAAGGCCUUUUGGCCUGUAAUUGUGGGAGGGGCGUAUGACACACACCUUCCCUACUUAAGGGACACCCCUUACCUGGCUCCAUACCGUUCGAGGUCAGCGCUGCAUCAGGAUCCACUUCCGGUUUCCCAUACGGCGCCAUCUUGGUUUUCAGAAACCCAUGAUUUCUUCCAGGGUAGCUGUGUCCUGGAAGCCCUUCUUGAAGGUCUUUUCCGCCCGUCCAGCUCCUUGUAUACUCCAGCCUUCGUCGAAGAUAACGUCCCAGGGACUUCAAAAUCGUAAGUCCGACGCCUGGAUCAUUCCCACGGCGUUCCGUUUUCCAACGGGUCCUCGCUUUACGGCUCUCCGGCCUUACGGCAAGGUCGCAAAUCAUACGUGGUUUUUCCCAUUUCGGUUCAAAAAUUUGUGCUAUAAUCCUUUCGGUAUGUUUCUAAUGUAUUCCAUAUGGUACUCAUGCACACCAUUUCGUGUCAUUUCAUUUUCAAUGCAUUUUACUGAAGCACUCAUUCAUGCUGCCUUCCGUUCGGUUUAAUUCAAUCGGUACAUAUCUUGCAUCUAGGUCGGUCAAACUUGAUGAAUAACACUGCUCUUUCUGUUCAUUAUAAUGGAGCUUUCGGCAGUUUGCUCAGUAAUGCACGCAUUCGUUCACUUUUUUCCAUACGGCAAACUCUGGUUCUGUUUUAUAGUAGACCAAUUCGGUUCAUAUACCUUGUUAUGCACUGUUAUAAAUUCGUUUAAAAUCGGUCAUACCUAUAUAUACAUACUUAUUCAUAUCAUACUAGGUUUUACAUCUUGAUCAAUAUUUUCUCAUGUAUAUUGGUUAAUUUAUAGUUAAUUUAAGUUACUUAUUAUAGAUAUUUUAGGUACAUUACAGUAAUGGUUUAUGGCUUAUUCCUAAAGUCUUAUGAAGAUCAUGCUUUUAUUCAACCAUGUACAUCAGGAUUACAUGGCUCUUACAUUUUCAGACCAUUUCUUGACAUACUCAGACGACAUACCACGAGUAUACAAGAACACAGUCUUAUCUUUCACAGAUUUCGGGUUGAAUCACACGCUUUGGUUCAACCAUUCAUACGUCACGUUACAAAAAACUUUUUGUCACUUCACAAAAAUUCAACCUCAUCCACAUCAUCCCAAUUUUAUGCCACGGCGCAUAUAUAUAUUCCAUACAUAAUCAUUCCAACCCUCCCUGCACUUUUAAUACUCAAACCCUAGCAUUUCCCACAUCACUUAGUGACAUACGUAUCAUCUGGUCACCCUCUGUAGACACACAUACAGGGCAAAGCCCCUACUACCCGGUUCAAACUCAGCUUUACGCCUAGCAUGGGCCAGUCAUGUCACUAUCAUACGCAUAGUCUAUUUACCUCCCGCAAAUACUGGUAGAAACCCAAACCCCACUUUUUCAUACUACAGGUCUCACAGGAGCCAUGCUCACUCCAUCACUUUUGUUUCUAUCCAUUUAGGUUUAUCCAGGUAUUGUUAUACCUGUCGAAUCUCAAAGCUUUAUACAUACUACCAGGUACGUAAGCCUGCUCACGUUGUAGUUCACAUACAUUUCAUUUUCCCCUAGGCCAUAGAGUACUGGCAAGUUAGGGGUAUAGGCCCAAUAGGUAUCUCCCUUCUUGGCAUUCUGCCUAUCGUUUAGUGUUGGCGAGGCCAACUCCCCGCCUCAACGUUUCGGAGGCAAACGCCCACCGGGCCACACGUGAGUUAGCCGCUUCGCAAUAUUAUAGAGAGGGCCUCACCUGUCACUCCCUUCCCUCGUUUUUCUUUUACUAUCACCGAGAGGCCUACGAUUCCUGCCACUACGACGGGUGGCCUCAAUAUCCCCUCGCGCCAACGCAUAGACAGAGCCUCUCAUAGCCACUUGGCAACUAGCAGGGCCUCACCUGUCACCAAACAAGAUUAAUUUAUCGCCUUUCUGGCCUAGUUAGCCUGCCAGUACAACCCCUGGGUUCCAUACACUAACCAACAUAUUUUGUCAUUUAGUAUGUCUCAAGAAGGCGUAGAGGAUUUCUCCCUACCGGGCACCCCGGCUAGAGCACACUCCCCAUCACAGGGAGGAGAGGUGGCUACUCCAGCAUCUUUCAGGUCAUGGACAAUCCCUCGCAUAACCAACGAACUCAGGAGACGGCAAAUCCCGUUCCCCGCAACAGCAAGGAAAGCGGAACUCUACAAGUUACUGCACACCUCUACCGAUAACAUUGAUGCCGGGGAAGGGACUAGCCAGUCUAACCCGGGAGAAAUACACGGCAUGCUCUCAUCCCUCAUGGCAUCCAUGAGCAAGGUCAAUUCCAGGCUGGAGAAACUCGAAUCGGUCACCACAGCCCUUACCAUGGCUAGGCCAGCCGCUGCGACCCCUCCAGCAAUGGUCGAGUUGCAAUCAGUUUCUCCAGCCACCACCUCUGAUGAUCAAGAGGUUAACCCUGCUCAUAUGAUACCUGAGCACCUCAAAAGAGAUAUCCUAGAAGGUAAAGAUGUCAACUUGGCUUCAUUGCUGAUUGCCUCCCAGGAUGUGGUGGAACAUAAGACUUAUGCUUAUGAUGAUAUUUCUGUGGUGGUCAAAUCUAGGGAUGCCCGACUAAACAGGAAACUGACCAUCCCUGAAUUUGUGUUGGCAUUUGGCAUUUAUUGUGAUGUUAUCUGUGCAGUAUAUCCCCACAGACGUGAGGAGUUUGAUUUGUAUAUGCACAAGCUGGUGGACCUGGGCAACAAAUAUGGUGGGUCAGCUUUCUAUGAUUACCAUAGAUCUUUUUCUGCCAAGGUGUCUGGCGCUUUCUCCCAGUACGGGACAAGGCCCAACUGGAGCAAGAUUGAUACAGUCAUUUUCUGCAGACACUUUGCAGGUCUAAGAACGCCGGCUUGUGCAUACUGCUCCUCCAUGGCUCAUACGGCUAAUUUCUGUCCAACCACUGCGAGCAAACCUGCCCCCUCGCAGGGCACUAGUUCCACUGGCUCUGCAGAAAAAACACCCAAAGACAAACUGGGAUGGCCUAUCAAGUUCCUGGGCAAGUCCCAGAUAUGUAAUAACUUUAAUGUAGGAUCAUGUAAUUACAAUGGAUGUCGGCUUUUGCAUAUAUGUUUAAAAUGUUACAGGGUUCAUGCCAAAACCAUGUGUCCAAAUAAAAUGUAUCCUAAACAAUACUUAACCUCGAUAAACAUUUCUGUACGUACGAUAUUACUGUCACAUCAUCCUUCUAGACAUUUGUUAGAAUUCAUUAUAUCGGGUCUGUCAGAAGGAUUCCACACAGGUCUCAUACACAUGCCUUCCGGAAUCCUGGAAUGUCCAAAUUUACAAUCCGCACAGCAAAAUCCUACAGCGGUUGAAACACUCAUAGCCAAGGAAGUGGCAGAGGGCUUCCUAUUGGGGCCCUUCCAGUCCCCUCCUUUCACCACAUGGCGGACAAACCCCAUCGGUAUUGUCACGGGGAAAUUUUCCCACAAACAGAGACUUAUCAUCGAUCUAUCGGCACCACACACCUCUGCCACUCCUAGUCUGAACUCCCUCAUACCCUCUGAGGAAUUUUCACUGCAAUAUUCCACCAUAGAUCACGCCAUUACAGCUAUCAUGCAGGCAGGGGUCGGAGCAUGGCUCAGUAAUACCGAUAUAACAAAUGCUUUCAAGUUGCUGCCUAUCAAUCCUACACUCUGGCACCUACAUGGCAUCAAGUGGGCCGGGAACUACUACUUUUUCUCACGAUUAACUUUUGGUUCCAAAAGUAGUCCAGCCAUUUUCGACGUAUUCGCCGAAACCCUAUGCUGGUUAUUAUUAAAUAUAGCCAGAUGCCCUACAGUUAUACAUUAUCUGGAUGAUUUCUUACUGGUCGAGGAGAAUAUUUCACCUCCCAGUAGCCUCAAAGAAACCAUCAGUCUUUUCACACAGUUGGGUGUCCCAGUCUCCCCCACCAAGACUGAAGGACCAAAUACCUUCAUCACAUUCCUGGGUAUUAUACUAGACUCAGCCACCAUGCAAGCGAGCCUGCCACGUACGAAGGUAGAAAACAUUCUUACAAACAUAAAUCUCUACAUACUACUCAGUAACUGCAACCGCAAAGAACUACAGUCUCUGCUGGGGUCACUAAAUUUUGCCAUGCGCAUCAUACCUCAAGGCCGUGCUUUCAUCUCACGACUCCUUCACAUGUUCACACUUUUCAGACAUGAUGCACACAGGUUAUCCCUGGAUACCGUAGCCACGGCAGACCUACUCAUGUGGAGAAAUUUUUUAACCACCUGGAAUGGUAAAAGUAUGUUCCUCCCUGAAUUGUCUGACUCCUCACCUACCAUCUGGUCAGACGCGGCGUCUACCACAGGUUUUGCAGCAAUUUACAGGAACAAAUGGCUUUGGGGUAGCUGGCCUUCAGAAGUUAAGGACCUGGAAGGUUUUUACACUACCUCAGCUCUGUUUGAGAUAUAUUCCAUAGUGGCGGCUGCGUGGCAUGGGGGCAUUUAUGGGCAGGUUCGCCAAUACGUUGCUACUCAGACAACCAAGCAACCUGCCACAUUAUUAACAAAGGCCGAUCCAAAUCACUGACUAUUAUGAGAUUCCUGAGGAAACUCACUUGAUUGGCUGCAUGUCAUAAUUUCUUCUUGUUUUGUGUUCAUGUUCCAGGUGUAUGUAACACGGCUGCUGACAAUUUGUCUCGUUUUAAUUUCCAGGCUUUUCAUCAAAUCCUCCCGUCAGCCGCACUCACAGCCACGACAACUCCACUAUUCCACCAUCUAGUAAUGGACUAGACGCUAUCAUGCAACAUAGCAGAACAUUGGCCCAAUUAGCACUGUCUACUAAUACCCAUAAAACAUAUGACAGAGCUUUCAUUUUAUUUAAAAGAUUCCUUUCGGAACACAACAUCUUACAACCUUUCAUCAUGACAUCCUUGUUGGGCUUUGCUUCUUUUUGCCACCUCAGACUCAAAUUAUCAAACACAAUCAAACUAUAUCUGACAGGCAUCCAACAUCACAUGCUAACUUUACAACCCAACAGUUCGAGUUUUAUGUCCGCCUACCAAAUUAAGAACCUUUCUUAGGGGUAUUCAGAAAUCCGAACCUUCACGUACGGCCCAGAGACUACCUAUAGAUUUCCAUAUUUUUAAAGACUUAUCCAACUUAAUAGAUUUAAAACCUUUUUCCAACAGCACAAACCUUGUCAUUAAAACCGCCAUAUACGUAGCUUUUUAAUGGAUUCUUGAGACCAAGAGAAUUUACCACCAUCAGCACAACACAGUCCACUCACAUCUUACUUCAAUCACACUUAACAAAACACUUGGACUCAUAUCUUGACCCUGCCUCAUUCCAAAACCAGUCAACAUGCACCUCCAGUAGAGGUUAAGUACUAUCCUACUCACAACAGGUGGUGCCCCGUCAAACUACUGGAUUCAUAUACCCAGCAUAACAACGCAUCACCAGAUCAACCACUUUUCAGUCUACAAGGUUCUGUACUCACUACCACCACCUUCAUGACCCACGUUGGGUUCUUACUUACCCAACUGGGCCUCAAAUCAGCUAACUAUUCAGGCCACUCCUUCCGCAUAGGAGCGGCCUCCACAGCAUCCAGUGCAAACAUCCCAGUUCAUGUUAUCAAGUCACUGGGGUGCUGGAAAUCAUCAGCUUACUCUAGAUACUUACCUAACCCGGUACAAGAAGUAAGAAAUGCUUUUCAAAACAUGUCUGGUUAAAUGUACGUAAAUUGUUGGUAUGUAAUAAAUUAGAUUUUCUAUUUUUGCCCUCUUUAUUUACAGGCCUACCUCAUCGUCGGUUCCGGCACACCACAACCGACUUGCUCUUUUAAUACCAUCCUACACUUAUCAGUGUUUUCUUUCUUCUGUACUAUCAUGAGCCCUUACCACAAAUAUUAAGGGCUUUUGGCCUGUAAUUGUGGGAGGGGCGUAUGACACACACCUUCCCUACUUAAGGGACACCCCUUACCUGGCUCCAUACCGUUCGAGGUCAGCGCUGCAUCACCCUCCCAUCACUCCUCAUUAUUAACUCCUUUCUCUUUACAUUUCUUCUUGGUGGGCCCUCUUUAUUUACAGGCCUACCUCAUCGUCGGUUCCGGCACACCACAACCGACUUGCUCUUUUAAUACCAUCCUACACUUAUCAGUGUUUUGUUUCUUCUGUACUAUCAUGAGCCCUUACCACAAAUAUAUAUAUAUAUAUAUAUAUAUAUAUAUAGGUUCUGCUUACUUAUUUGAGAGACGAUGAACUGGGAUCUCAGUAUAACCACAUGUGUGCCACUGGGGGACACACACCUCCCUUCUUAGGACAAGCAGGUCUGACAGGAAUCUUUGAGAGUUAGUGUAAUUUCCACAUGAUUAUUUAGACAAUUAAAAACAAAUUAAAAUCUAUUAAAACAAAUAAAAUAUAUCAAGAUACCGAAGGUAGAAUAAAUGUCCACAGUCUUUCCUGAUAUCCAAAACAAGUUUCUCUGAUAUUUUUGGCUUCCCAACUGAGGAAGAAGCUUUGAAGCUCUGUAUGGAUGUAUUAUAGACAAAAAAAAAGUACAAUGGAAUAGCAUGUUUGUUUUGCGAUCAAAGUUCUAACUGUGCCAACAAAAAAUGAGAAAUGAAUGGGAUGAUUAAAAAUGAAAAAAAAAAAAAGUAGGGUAUAGCCACCAAUAAUGUACAACCCAACAUUUAAAAUGGACAAUUUUAGGGGUGUGAGUGGUGGAGUGGCCAGUUCUGAGAGAUUUUAGGUGACUUACAAAUAAAAAGGUAUAUGUCUACAUUGUAUUUUAGAAUACCAACAAUAUUUCUUAUUUACAUAAACUGGUUUCAAAACACAUUUAUUGUAGUUUAACCCCUUAAGGACAGCUUCAGAAGCUUGUCUUUCACUUAAUGACAACAGCAUUUUUUGCUGUUUACGUUCAACUGCAAUUUGCAUUUUACCAAUUUAUUGCACCAACACAUAUUAUAUACAGUUUUUUUAAAGGACAGAAAGGGCUUUAAUUUGAUGUAACAUAAAUAUAUAAAUGCUUAUUUAUUAUAAAAAAAAUACAGAAAAAUGCAAAACAAUUUAAAAAUGUGUUUUUUUUUUACAGUUUUUGCAAUAAUACUGUGUGCACAAUUAGUGCAAGUUAAGGAAAGUAAUUAAAAAUAAAUUAAUUUAGUUGUUCUGAUUUACAGAAUAUAUAAUGUGCCUGGGAUUUUAAGUUUUUUUUGGUAGUUACAGGUCACAAAGCACAAGGAGUAAAAUAAACUUUUAAUGUGGAGCGAUUUUAGAAUUUGGUAUUUUUGUCUUGUAAGCUUAAUAGCCAUAAAAGAAAACAAAAUUGCCACACAAAAGUAUAUAUUUAUAUAAAGUAGACAUCACGGGCUAUUUACCUAAGGUUGUUUUCACACUUUCUACGUAGCCAUUUCACCGCCAACCUCUGCUAAAUAGUGGAGUAAACUUGUGUUUUUUUUUGGUUUUUGGCAAACAAAUUUAUAACAAAGAAAUUCUCAUGUGUAUUUUGUAAAGUUGGUGUGUGCUAUUCCUGUACAAAGUUUUAUUUAGUGUUCAGUUACACCUGCUGAGUAAAAUGACACCCCCAUUGUAUGUCUUUGGCACUAUUUCAUGAAGUUACAGUGCCAUACAGGAUACCUGUCCUUUUCAGUAAUCACAGUAGAAUUUUGAGAGACGGAUUUAAUGAGCCUUUGCUUCCAUUUGGGGUAUUAUAACAGUUUGACUGUUCAAAAAAAACCCACAAAGGCCUACCAUUUGUAAAAGUAGACACUCCAGGGUAUCUCAUAAGGUGCAUAUUGUGCCUUAACAUGCCCUCAUUAUUUCACCAAUAUAUGCCAAAGUAUGUGGUAAAAAAUAAUUUUGGGCAUUUUUUUACAUACAGAUUGCAUUUUUGCUGGGCAUUUUGUAUAUUUCAUAUGUGCCACUAAGUUCAAAACCCCCAAAUUAUGUUCAGCUAAGUCUUCUGAUUAAAAAAGACACCCCCAAUGAAUGUCUUUGGCACUAUUUCAUGAAGCUACAGUGCCAUAUAGGAGACCAAGCCAUAUAAGUUUUCACCAAACUUUGAAUUUUGACGCUGGGCCUAUGUGCAAUUUCCAAGCAUCUUCGCAGGUUUUAAAUUCACACUACCCCACAAAGGCCUACCAUUUCUUAAAGUAGACACCCCAGGGUAUUUCAAAAGGUAUAUUUUGAACCUAAGUGUGGGAUCAUUUUUCCGCUAGCUUAUACCAAGUGUAGUGGUAAUAAGCUUUUUUUCUGCCUUUUUGACACACAAAGUGAGUUUGCACAGUAUAUUUUGCAAACCUUAUGUGUGCUACGACUGUAUAAUACUUCAUAUGUUGCUCAGCUAUGUGGUCUGAGUACAGCAAUACAUAUAUGUAUAUGUGGAUGUUGAAGGGGCACAUUUGAAGGGGCACAUUUGAGACGCAGCCAUUCAGUUUUUUUUCUAAACUUUGAAGUUUUACGCUGUGUCGAUGUUCCAAUUUGUAGUACCGUAUUUUCUGGCGUAUAAGACGACUGGGCGUAUAAGAUGACCCCCAACUUUUCCAGUUAAAAUAUAGAGUUUUGGAUAUACUCGCCGUAUAAGACUACCCCUCUUCCAAUGCACACCAAAUAAAAAUUAGCCAUGAUGUACAGUAAGCAGACAGAGCUACACAGCAAGACAUUAAAUAAUGAUAAUCUGAAAUAGCAUUUAAAGCCCAGGUAUGUGCCAGGCUGUUUGGGCAUAUAAUCCAUGCCUGCUGGUCUAGCACACAGGAGGCUAAUUGUGAUAUAUGCGCAUACUGCCAAUUCUUCACCUUUUCUGCUGUGACUACCGUAUUUUAAACCUGGCUGGACUCGGCUACCUGGAUUUGGGGAAUUUAUGGGGCAAACACUACCGAGGCUGGGUGAAAUGGGGCAAACUGUACUCAGACUGGGGUGGCAUGGGGCAAACACUAUACCAGCUUGUUGGCAUUGUGGAAAGUGCACUCAUGAUGUGUGGCAUGGAGCAUACACUAUACAGAAUAUUCUUCUUACUACUCCCCCUCCCUCCCCGUGUCCUUCUUACUCCCCCUCCCUCCCUAUGUUCUUUUUACUCACCCCCUCUGUUCUUUUUACUUUAUUUUUACUCCCCCCUCCAUUCUUUUUACUCCCCCCUGUGUAGAGUGGGUGGAUGAGAUCCUCUUCAUCCUGUCAGUCCGGCCGGGUACCGCGCGGUACAGGAGAUUCAGUUACCUGUUCCCGGCCGGACUGAAAGGAAGUGAGCACAGGAUGAAGAGGAGCUCGGCCACCCACUCUACAAUGGGAAGGGGAGGUGAGAAGAGAGGCAGUGCGGCAGCCGUCUGAGCGCCCUAGGCAGCCAUAUAGAUGACCCUAUACCCUAUACCCGGCGUAUAAGACGACCCCCGACUUUUGAGAAGAUUUUCCAGGGUUAAAAAGUCAUCUUAUACGCCGGAAAAUACGGUAGUUUAGAUGGUUGGUUAUUGAAACUUCCCCACAAACACAUACUAUUUAUUAAAGAAUACACCCUGGGGUAAUUCAAAAGGCAUAUUUUGAACCUUGGCGUGGGAUCAUUUUUUCUCUAGUUUGUUCCAGGUGUAGUGAUAACAAGCGUUUUUAAAAGUUUUUUUUUUUAAAGUUUUUUACUUUUUAAAACUAGUUUUUAAACUUUUGUUUUGCUUAUUAAUUUUUGUAAACUUUCCUAAACUUUCUUAAAACUUUUUUUUACAGAUUUAACAUUUUUCUAAGCUUUUUUUUUUUUUACCAUUAACCCCUAACUAGCAGUAAGCAGCACUAACAGUAAAUUCCCCAUUUUCCCAUAACUACCACCCACCCCAGCUAGCAAAAUAUAUAAUUAUAAAAUAUUUAAAUUAGUUAAUUAAAUAAAUUGAACUCCUGAGGGUUAAAAAAUAAAUAAAAGUUAAUCGUCAUGGGUUACAUAGUUACAUAGUUACAUAGCUGAAAAGAGACUUGCGUCCAUCAAGUACAGCCUACCUCACAUUUGUUUUUUGCUAUUGAUCCAAAAGAAGGCAAAAAACCCCAGUUUGAAGCACAAUUUACAACAAGCUAGGAAAAAAAUUCCUUCUUCACCCCAGAAUGGCAGUCAGAUUUAUCCUUGGAUCAAGCAGUUAUUAACCUACAUUGAAAGAUUAUAUCCUUGAAUAUUCUGUUCUUGCAAACAGUAUAAUACUGUGAUCUGUAUUUUGAUCACUGUAGGCAGUGAUCGACUGGCAGGGAAGGGGUUAAUUUUUAUUUGGACUGGGUAAAUGGUUUAUUUUUUAUUUUUUACUUAAACGUUAUUAAAACUUUUUUUAACUUAAUUUUUAACUUUUUAAAGCUUAUUUUAAAACUUUUUUAACGUUAACCCCUAGUUAGCCUAACACCAAAUCCCCCAAUUUCCCACUAACUUCCACCCACCCCAGCUAGCUAAAUUUAUAUUUUUAAAAUACUUAAAUUAAUUAAUAAAAUAAAUUUAACCCCUGAGGGUUAAAAAAAAAAAAAUCAGAUCAUAGUAAAAUGUAAUCCCUGCCAAUUGAUCACUGUAGUCAGGGUUAAAAAGUCAUCUUAUACGCCGGAAAAUACGGUAGUUUAGAUGGUUGGUUAUUGAAACUUCCCCACAAACACAUACUAUUUAUUAAAGAAUACACCCUGGGGUAAUUCAAAAGGCAUAUGUUGAACCUUGGCGUGGGAUCAUUUUUUCUCUAGUUUGUUCCAGGUGUAGUGGUAACAAGCGUUUUUAAAAGUUUUUUUUUUAUUAAAAUGGGUAAAGGGGUGUGGGAUUUUAAAUUAACUUUAUUUAUUUUUUUCUAACAGGGACAAGAUCAGUGAGGAUCCGUCUCCCUGCACUUCACAGUGAAGUGCAGUUAGGCGGAAGGUGAGUAUACGGAGCACAUGUGCUCGCUCUGACAGGCUGUCAGAGCGAGCACCGGUGCUGGGGCAGCGAGAUCGGGUGCUCCCGGUCUGCCUCUAAUACAGAGGCAGACCGGAGCACCAUUAACCCUGUGAUCGCCGCGAUCUGGGGUUAAUUUUACCGCGUGACGGACGAGGUUCGUCACUCGUCCUUAAGGGUUUCCCCUGAGUGACGGUCCUCGUCCGUCACUCGUCAUUAAGGAGUUAAAGAUACAUUAUUGUGAGUUUUAUUGUGGUGGAGCUCUGUUAUUCCUUUAGACACACUAACAGUAUGGAUCUCCAAGAAAAGAGGACUUUUGGGAUAGAAAAGAGCGAGAGAAAGAUUUUGACCCAUGAUAGGGACUGCUCCUCCUAAAUAGGGAGAUAUGUCAUGAUAUGACCAGGGGUAGUUUGCAUCCCUGACAGAUUACAACAUAUUUCUUAACCCCUAACCCAUGACACUUUUUUAUAGUUUUAAGUCUGCCACUCAUUAUGUGUGAGUAAAAUGUGAGGUUUGGAGCAGGUAGGCACCAAAGUGGUGUAUAUAGAUGACAAAUGAGCAGUUUAGUUGAGAUAAACACCUUUGUUAUAAGUGAUCAUUUUAUUUUAUGUGAGUUCCAAAUAGAAUUCACUUUAAAAAAAAUCAACUUAAAUUAGUAUGUGGACCACUAGGGGUCUCUCUCCUAACAUAAAGUAAAAAAAAAAGUAUAGUAAUGUGGAAUAUUUGCAUAGUUAUACUGUGCAUAAAACAAAUUGCUGAUCUGGUAUAUUUAUGGAUUGAUCUUAAAAGUUGUUCCUCUUUCUUUAAAAUUUGCUGAUCAAGGAUAUUCCAGAUGAAAGCUGUUUACAUUUCAGUAGCAUUGCCUUGUGAUUUUGGACAAGCUGUUUAUGAGGUAAACAGUACUCUACCAUCAGCAAAUGAUAUAAUUAUUGUCUAAUAAGCCCAGCAAACCUUUUUUUGGGGGGUUCAAGAAAUCGACAAAUACAGAUUGAGUGCAACAUACAAUGCAUUAUUGUGUUAUACAAAAGAAUUUCUGCUACUUUGAGAUCACAAAAAACAAAUGUAACAUGUAAUAAAGAGCAUCAUGAACAUAAUCAAUGUUUUAAUGUCAACAUAUUUAAUGUGCUCUAGUAGGGUACGGUGAGCGGGGUUGCAUCAAUCCGGUGGAUGUAGGUAGGGUAAUUAACAAAGAAAGGGGGUGGGGGAAACGGAGAAGGUAACAGCUUAAUGGUGUGCUUAAAUUUUGGAAGUUGUGUCGAUUUUGAUGAGUAGGUUUGUCCACAUCUCAAUGACUCUCUAGCAUUCUGUGAUGGAUAAAGCUGACAUUCGUUCGUAAAUGCUGUACUCAUUAGUUUUGUCUAUCAAUGGCACUCUUUGUAGGGCAUAUAUUUAGAUUCCAGUUGGUAGCUAUUAAAUUAUGGGCGGCUAAAAUGAUUAGGGCCAUGAGUUGUUUGGUAGGUUUGUGUACUCCCAGAUAAGGAGCGCUCGAAAGGGAAAGAGGUUGUUGUCACAGUACCCAGGAGAACUCUGUAACACAGAGAGAGUGCUUUGGAUUUUUCCUGGGCUGUGCCAGCACCGGUUGUAUUUCAUUAGCUGUUUCUGUAAAGUCAGCAGAUUUAUAAACUUGUGAGGACAUUACACUUUUAAAUUGUAAAUACUGGAACACAAAAGACUUCAGUAGGUUGAAGUUUUUCUGCAGAACUGGAAAGGGCAGAAUAGUACCCUGACAUCUCACAUCCUCUAUGGUGUGGACCCCUUUUUUGGACCAUGCCUGUAAAUAAAUUUCUGGAGAGAUGGCCUGCAAGGCCGUUAACGGAGCAUUUUGGUUGAGAGUAUUGCCACUAGGUUUAUUGCAGACUCUUACAGGGCAGCUUUAUAGUAAAGCAGGACAUUGGGUAGGUCCACUCCUCCAGCCUUAGGGUGUGUUUCUGCACUAAGGAGUGUAAAAAUCUGGGUUGCUUCAACACCCAAAUGUAUGAGGAGCAGAGCUUUUGAAUUUGGUUACAAAAAGAGGAGGGUAUAUCUAUUUUGCACAUGUGUAUUAGUGGUUUGUAAUUUGCUGUGUAAAGGCCUUGUUGUUUUGGAGCCAGUUGAACUCCUAGGUAUUGAAUAUUAGUGAUUCUCCAGUCAAAGUCAUGGGCGUGUUUAAGCUGUGUGAUUGUGUAAGUAGGGAGAUGUAUUGACAACGCUUGCAUCUUAUGCAUGUUCAGUUUAUAGUAGGAUACAUGGCUGUAGUCUUGUAAAGGAUUAAGUAGGUUCGGUACCGACGUGGUUGGGUUGGUCAACGUCAGCAGACAUUGACCGUUUAUACUAGUAGUGUGCGAGUUUGAUGCCUGUGAAUUGAUCAUUGUGCCUUAUUCUGUAGGCCAAUGGUUCUAGUGACAAUAUGAACAGGAGGAGUAAGAGUGGGCAUCCCUGUAAGGAUCUGUUAGAAAUGCUAAAUGGGAAGGAAAGGAAGCCUGCAUUAGAGGGAUAGCAAUGUCUCAGACUGAACAUUGAGUGGUUUAUGUGUAUCUAUAGAAUCUCAAGAUGUAGAUUUUAUAUUAAAUGUUUUGUGUUUUUAAACUAUGUUUAGGAUUAAAGGACCACUAUAGUGCCAGGAAAACAUACUCGUUUUCCUGGCACUAUAGUGCCCUGAGGGUGCCCCCACCCUCAGGGUCCCCUCCCGCCCGGCUCUGGAAGGGGGAAAGGGGUUUAAACUUACCUUUUUCCAGUGCUGGACGGAGAGCUAUCCUCCCCCAAUCCUCCUCCGUUCCUCCUCCUGGGCUGAAUGCGCACGCGCGGCAAGAGCUGCGCGCGCAUUCAGCCGGUCACAUAGGAAAGCAUUCAUAAUGCUUUCCUAUGGAUGCUGGCGUGCUCUCACUGUGAUUUUCAUAGUGAGAAGCACGCAAGCCCCUCUAGUGGCUGUCAAUGAGACAGCCACUAGAGGAUUAGGCGGAAGGCUUAACCCAUUCAUAAAUAUAGCAGAGCUUUUAUGAAAAAAUGGGUUAACCCUAGCUGGACCUGGCACCCAGACCACUUCAUUAAGCUGAAGUGGCCUGGGUGCCUAGAGUGGUCCUUUAAUGUUAUGGUUAUGGUUAAAGCUAAAGUCUGGACUAGAAGUAGAGCUAUGGGUUAUUUAAAUCAUAGGGAUUUUUAGGAACUGCACUAAUACAAACAUACAAAAAGAGCAGCUGCUGUUUUUAAUGAAGUAUCCCAUUCCUUUUUAUAUAGGACUAGACAGGAGCUGAGAAACAACUAUAACUUUUUUCUUCUUAGCCUUUCUUCUGACAUAUCAGUCAGAGUCAGAUUUGCCACUAGCCUGCCUUGGGCAGCAGGCAGAAGAGAAGUGACAUGGCCAGUGGGGAGUUUUAACACCUCUCUCAUGGGCCAACCUAUUCUCCUGCUGUGUAGCUCAGGCAGACUGGGGAGAUAUCCUGGUCGGCCCCUGCAGGACCGGUGUGCAUCUGAGGAUCUCCCUUGUAAUAUUUCAGAUUACUGCAGCAAUGCUCUGAUACAUUUCCCGGCUGUAAAAUAUUGCCAAUUCUAUUCACAUUAGAUAUGGGUGUCUGUAUUGAGCACAUGUAAGAGAUGGUAUCAGUAAGUCACAUAGCUUUUUUUUGUCUGAGAAUUCGGGAAUGUGGUUCUGAACCAAUAGGAAUCACCCUAAAAACAGCAUUGCUUAACUACACCCAGCACUCACAAGCAACCAGGCCCUGCAGAAUCUUCUAAGCAGAGGUAUCAUCUCUGGAAGAUCUAUUCAGGAAUUCCUGUUCUACUUAUUGUUUCUUUUUAUUUCUUAAUUUAAAAUUGUGUUCUUUUCCACCUUAAGGGGUUAAAUAGACAAUCCACUGUACAAAUACAAAAUAAAGAAGAAAAAAACAGUUUAAUAGAUAUAGUCCAAAUGAAAACGUGCAUGUAUUUAAUUAUGCAUAUUUUCAUUGGAGUUAUAUCUAAAAACAGUUCACAAAAUUUGCAGUUUUCUUGUCUGUUGCCUUUGCAAGCCCUCCUCUAACCCCACCCAGACAUUCUGUGGCUGUCCAAACACAGAUUUUCCAAUGCUGUUCAAUGAGAAGUAUUUGCUUGGCAGGCAAUCUGAGCAAUUGCUGCCUCUUGAGUUUAGCUCCACGGAGCUAACCAAACCAGGAAGUAACAGGACCUACUGGCUGCUUGAAAGCCAGAGGGGUGUAACCAGGUUACUUAAUAAAGGUGUAAAUUUUAAUUAAAAUCUACACUUUUUGUAUAAAUUAGGACACACUUUUCACACAUAAGCUUUUCAGCAAACUAAAGUACUUUAGAGGUCUGGAGUGUCCCUUUACAGUUUGGGGUGUUAUAUUUUUGGUUGAGAGUUUUUCCACUAGGGGUACCCAAAAGGUAGAUCCCCAAACGUUUUAAAACUACAGAUUCCAUGAAGCUUUGUCAUUCUAAAGGCAUGCAAAGCAUCAUGGGAGAUGUAGUUCUACAAUAUCUAAGGAUCUACCAUUUGGGCAACCCUGUUUAGCACAAUAUUUUUCUGCAGCUGUUUUUGAAAGUAGCUAGUACCUUUAUCACACUAAUAACUUGAUUUCUCAUAUUUCAGGAUAUCAGAACAUAUAUCUUUUUUGGAGGAUAACUGGUUUCCUGAUACCUGUUCCCAAUUAUUUAUAUAAGUAAUGUCAUGGUCCUUUUUAUAAAUAUAAAAGUGUUGUUUAUUCAACUGUCCUCUAGAUGUCACUUUUGUGCUGCUAAAAUUUGAAGCUUUUUUAAAGUUUGUAUACCAGUCACUUUAAUGUGUUCUUUUUUUUUUUUUUUUUUUUUUUUUUUUUUUUUUUUUUUUUUUAAUUCUUUAUUUUUGUGGUGCAUUCAGUUAAUACAGUCGCUUGUUGUGCCACAAUAGCAAUAACAAGUAGAGUGGGUGACAUUGUUAAAACAGGCUUGUGGAAUAGAAAGGUACUGCACACAUUUUUUAACAGAUUGGUAAACAGGAUUUUCCCCUGGUUUUCAUAAAAAACAAAAGGUAACUUUUCUUGGCUAACUAGGAAGCAUUACCCAGUAGUCACAAUAAAAGGAAAACAGGCUAAGACAUGGAAUUAUAUGACUGAGCUAAACACAUCUAUCGCGGUGUCUGCCUAUGCAGAGUCAUUAUGUUAAUGUAAUUUUAAAUGUGCUAUACUGGGUGAAAAUACGACAAGCUUCAAGUAGAUAACCAUGGGAUAAAGGCUUGUUCCUCAUGUCUAAGCUAUAGAACUUGUUUUGGUAGCUCAGAGAGGCUGGCUAGGCAUGAGGGGUAAAACUCUAUAAUAAAACGUUGCUUGUCAUGCUUAUGUUUCGAAGGUAUGGAGCCAUCUCUACAUGGCUCACUAUUUUUAAUGCAGUAUGUGUGUAAAGAGAAGUCAAGCUGGCAUUAGCUAUUAAGGUAAAGAGUCAUUGAUAACGUUCUGUCCCUACGGUAGCAACUAAAGAGAAAUGUUGUGGUUACUUGAUGCGGGUAGUCCGCACAUCGAGGACUGUAAGCGUGCCCUCCAUAUGCAGGUGAGGCAUGUCCACUUGAGGGGCACAAAGGCAGGCCUUUAGCCGAUGCCCGUUGCUUGAACGUGUCUCUUGCCAUCGACGUUUGACUCCUCGAAGGCGCCCCUGGACUGGGACUCCGCUCCAGCAGCUUUCAGUGGCAUGUUUAGCUGUGCCUCUCCCCAGUUUGCGGUUGUAGCUUGGAGGGACGGGUUCAAGCUCCGCCGAGCGCCGGUUCUCGGGUCAGGUGAGUAGCUGGCGUGGAAGGCUGGUUUAAUGGUCUUUGUCUCCUUAAUGUGGGGGCAGGUGCGGUCGCCCAUGGAACAUGGCGUUGUUUCCCGCCCAUGAGAGCGGCGGUGUUUGCGUAGCCUGGCGGCCUUCCCGGAUGCUUGUGGUGGGUGUCUAUAAUGGCGCCGGCGGGUCACUGGACGAAUCCAUGUAGCCACUAGUUUUGCUGCCAGGCGGUAAGCCAUUCCGCGUUCGCGCAGCAUUGUCCAGAGGCUCUCGCAAAGCCGGUCAAAUUCCCGCAGGGGGUGUGUGGAUGGUUGGGCGUAUGUGCUCUGCUUUUGGGGUCCUCGAUGGGCGGCCAUCUUUGCUGCGUCCUAGUGGCCUGGUGGUUGCCGGAGCUGUGCUGGCCGCGUGGGACAGUUCUCGCUUUGGUUUUCCCGCUGUGUCUCAAGCUUGAAAUACCGGGAUAUCCCUCACCGGCAGGGGGGGGGAAGUGUACCGGGGAGACCUUCAAGUGAAUGGCUGCAGGUGGUAUGGAUAUCAGGCACCUCCCUCGCCUUGUCUGAGUAGGCCUCGGGUCUAUCUCCGGUUAGAUGCCUCCGAUUUCGGUCGGGAUAGUUGUCGCUGGGCUCUGCAUUUAAGUGCUCACUUCCCUAAGUCGUUUAAUCAGUUCUGAUCAUCUCUGCAUUUGCGCCGUCCAAUCAUAGGUUUCUCAUAGUGAAGCUUGUGAGUGAAAAAUUUUGCAUUGUCUUUUUAAAUUGGGAGACACAUAAGGAGGAUCAAGGAUGUGUGAUAUUCCUGUACAAAGCACAAUAUUGGGUUCAGCUACAUUUUCCGAGUGGAACAAUACCCACAAUGUAUGUCGUAGACAUCAUCCUGUGAACAGAGGCGUAACUAGAAACUACCGGGUCCCAGUGCAAAAAAUGCACUGAGCCCACCCAUGUGUCUCAUCUUUACCCAGCCCUACCAAGGGUCUUAUUCUCGCUACCCAGCCCCUCGAUGAGUCUUAUCCCCCCCCUCCCCCUACAUCCCCUUUCAUACCUGUUCUCCAUGUUUUCAGCUGUACAUGCAUAGUGGCCAGGCCCCCUGUAGUGACAGGCCUGUAACCGUGGUAGUUACACCAUUGCCCUUAAAGCUACAGACCUAAUAUUUGACAGACCUAAGUCUCUUUUUAGGGGAAUCAUAGCAGUUUGUUCAAAUAACCCAAUGAAGACCAACCAUUUGUGAAAGUAGACGCUCUGGAGUAUCACAUAUGGUGUAUAUUGUGCCUUAAUGUGUUGCUGUUUUCUCACCAUUUAUGUAAAAAUGUUGACAUGCAUGUUGCAUUUUUACUAGAUAUUUUGUAAAUCAGAUGUGUGCCACUGUGAUAAACGUCAAAAACAAAUUAUGCUCAGCAAUGUCUUCUGAGUACAAAAAUGCCCUCAAUGUAUGGAUUUGCACUAUUUUGUGAUAUUGCAGUGCCAAAUAAGAGAGCAUUCUAACAUUUGCUACUUCAUACUACCUCACUAAAGCCUACCAUUUCUUAAAGAAGCCUCGGGAUAUCUCAAAUAGCAUAUUUUAAUCCUUAUCUUGGGGCCAUUUUUCACUAGUUUGUACCAAGUGUAGUGGGAAUAACCAUAUUUCUGCCUUUUUAACACUCAUAUUAAAAUUGUCUUGCAUAUUUUGUAAUCCUCAUUUGUUCCUCAAUAGUAGUCUCAGCUAUGUCUUCUAAAUACAGCAGCAACUUCAUGUGUACCUUUACCAGGUAUAUGUGGAUGUCUAAGGGGCAAAUAUGAGACAAGGACAUUUCAGAUUUUUCAAACUUUGAAUUUUGAUACUGGGCCCAUUUUCCAUUUUGGAGCAUUCUAGCAGAUUGUUUGUUCAAACUACCCCAGAUGCCUAGCAUUUCUUGAAGACACUUCAGGGUAUCUCAAAUUUCUUAUUUUGAUCCUUAUCAUGGGGCCAUUUUUCAGCUAGUUUUUACCAAGUGUAGUGGGAAUACGUGUGUUUUAUGUCUUUUUGACACUCAUUGAGAUUUUCUUUUGUAAUCCUUGUGUGUGCUACAGCAUUAAAAUAACUAAUGUGUCUCUCAGCUAUGUCUUCUGAGUACAGCAAUACCUCCAUGUGUACCUUUGUCAAGUAUAUGUCGAUGUUUAAGGGGCAAAUAUGAGAAACAGCCAUUUCAUUUUUUUCAGAUUUAGAAUUUUGAUGCUGGGCCCAUGUUCCAUGUAUGGCCAGGCUUCAACUAUAAAGGGAGUGCUCGUGAAGCAGUACGGUGGGAGAGGACUUCAAAAUCUGGAUGGUCCCGCCAAAAGAGGGACUAUUGUGAGGUCUACCUUUACACAGUGGCACCCAAACAAAUACAAAGAUGUUUUGGUAGAAAAGUAUAUCAUGGAUUGUAAAUAAUUGUAAAUCUAAAGCGGAUUAGCACAAUAAUGGUGACUAAAUUCACUUCCAGUUACGUCAAUAUGUUUAUGGAAUAUUGGGAAGGGAGUUUGUUGUUAGUAAUCACGGCUGGGCGUGAAGUUUAAUAGAUUAUACUAUUUUUGUUUGGAAUGGUACACCAGGGUCUUUGAUAGAAUGUAUUGCAUUUUAAAUAGAAAUGAUUGGGGCAUUGUUUAAUCUCUAUUGUUAGCCAAGGGGAAAUUGUAUUUAAGAGUAUUUGAAAGAAUUUAUUGCAUUUUUAAAUGGAAAUGAUUGUGAAUGAUUUCUUUAAUCUCCUGUUUUAGCCAGAGAGAAAUUGUAUUUUUAGGUUUGCAAGUAUUACAGAUUCUGGAAGAAUGAAGACCAACGUGCAUUUUAAACAGAUAGAUAUGAAUAAUCAUAUUGAUUUUAUUAGUGGACACUUUUACCCAAGGUGACAAAUAUUUCCAAGUGCCAUUUGUUUUGAAUAAUUAUUACAAUUAUUUAAAAAUACAAGUAAUUAAAUGUUUGCAUUUUUUUUUUUAGAUAUAAAAAUUAUCCUAUGUAGGGCUGAGAAAACAGCUUUUAAAGGAUAAACACACAAAUAUUUAGAAGGAGAAUACCAUCAAUAUGAAUUUGGACUAGACUAGAACAUAUAUUAAAACAAUUAAAUAAAUAUUGACAUUAAUUUUUUUUUUUAUAUUAUAUAUAUGUUGGGAAGUAAGCUUAAAAUCUGCUCUUAUUAAAAGCUAUUUGUAAGAUCCUCUGAAAAAAAGGCUUUUUUUUUUUAUUGUGGUCAGUUCUAUUAAUGCUCUUUAAUGUGUGUAGUGAGCAUUUAUAUAAAUAUUUUUAUAAAUUAAUUUUCUUUUUUUAUUACAUGCGGGUCUUAGGAUAUGGUACAGUGGUAUUUAUAGCAAAAUUAUGGAUUGCUAAAGGAACUCUGGGCACUAUGUCAACUUCAUCUCAUUGGGCCAGGAUGAUGUCUUAAUUAAAAGAUUAAACUGUUUAUAAAUGUUUAACAUCAUCAGCACUUGUCCUCCUGGCCCCUAUGCCUCCUCCUCUUGCCCCUGCUUCAAUGUGGAAGCUUUUGACUAGGUGCCAGUUAUAGGCUGAGAGCAUCACUUUUAACAGUUUAACUCCUGAAAGUAAGACAGUACUCAGUAUACCACUUUUAUUAUGAAUAUACCACUUGAUAUAUUGCUUAUAUAAUAUAUAUUAUGAAUUAUUUUGAGUAUGAAUUUUUUUUGUGCAUUUUUAGCCUCUUAAACUUUGGUUAUGGAACUGGAAAAGCCCUAAAAUACAGGUUGGUUUUAGUGGACUUUUUAUUGUGGAGAUGUUACCAUAACAACCACAGGUCUGAAAAAUUCCAUUCGGCAAGACACCAGGCAGAAUAUGCAAUUGUAGCGCAGCAGAUUUUCAUAUUAAUUAAGAAACGCAUAUUGUGGGUUUAAAGGAACACUACCUGCAUUAUAACCACAACACUACACUGCAAACCUGUUUAGUACAAGUUAAUACCUUACCUGGAUCAUGUUGCAGAAUCCAGGGUAUCUAAGCCUGAACAAGAGGAAGAUCUGUUUUACUCGUUAGUGCUCACCAGGGUCUUGAUACCUUAACGUGAGACAGGGUAAAUGCACUCCUGGCACCAAAACCACUACAGUAGAUUGUGGUGUUUAUGGUGCUUGGAGUGUUCCUUUAAACACUAAAGGGUUCCCCCCUUCUGAAAGAGUAAGCUUUGCCUUUUAAAGGGACACUACAGGCACCCAGAUCACUUCAUCUCACUGAAGUCGAUUGGGUAGUAUAUCGUGACCCACUUUCCCAUUUUAACCCUGCAGCUGAAAACAGCAAUGUUUUCCUUCCAAUGCAUUCCUAUGGGAAAGCAUUAAAUUGGCUGAGCUCAUCGAUCUAGGUAAUCUGAGACAAGGAAAUUGGACGGCAGCAUAAAGACCAGUGCUGCGGAGGAGAAAAGGUAAGUACAACAAGCUUUUAUUUCUCCCUACAGGAGGGAGCCAGGGACCUGAACGGUCACCAGGGCGUUAUAGCAUUAGCAAGGCACUUAUGUAUUCCUAAUGUUAUUGUAACGAGCGCUUACCUUUCCUCGCCGGUCCCGCGCAGUGCCGGGUCCUCCUCCAAUACUUCCGGGGGGCCCACUAUAAAAGGGCUAUCAUGACACUUGUCAGAUGCCCUAGUGUGGUUCUUGUUUAAAGUCCCCUGGUGUUAUUAUCUCUGCUUGUCCUUCUUGGUAUUUGACCCUUGGCUAUCUCUUCGACUAUUCUGUUUUCUGGUUUCCCGUUACUUGGCUUGGAUAAUCGUGUGCCCGUCUUCCGUAUUCUCUUGACCUCUGGCUAUUCCUUUAACUAUUCUCAGACGCUAGUCCGGCCAUUCUAAGGUCCGGUAACCGUCUUUCUGUGGGUUUCACGCUGUGUGAAGGGGUCACUGUUGUGACAUUGGUCACUGUCGUGACAGUUAUAGUGUUCCAUUAAGUUUUAAAUGUUUAUUUAAAAAAAAAAAAAGAAAGGUAUGACAAAUAUAUGUUUUGUAUAUUUUCCGGUAACUAAUGAGCGCUAGGCAGUGGUGGCUCGUCAGGACAUCCAGCAUCAGUUAGGCAACCAAAAGUUGCCUAACCACCUGGAAGUCCCUCUUGUGGCUGUCUUGUAGACAGCCACAAGAGGUAGAGUAACCCCACAAAGUUAAUUAUUGCAGUUUAAAAAAAAAAAAAAAUGCAAUAAUUAGCUUUGCAGGGUUAAGCUACCUGGGACACUGCAACCAGACCACUUCAAUGAGCUGAAGUGGUCUGGGUGCCUACAGUGUCCCUUUAAACUCGCUUACUGUGUUAACCUCUACCACUUCCGCUGGAAGGCUAUUCCAUGCAUUCAUUACCCUCUCGGUAAACUAAUAAUUCCUGACCUCCCCCACUACAACUCCUGACCCCACCACUACAGCCCCCGGCCCUCUGAAACAGUAAAUAAUGUACAAUUUUGUGAAUUUAAGUCUAAUAAAUUAGGGAUAAUUUUUAAAUACAGUUACAGUACAUAAUUUAGGAACUUCUAUUUGUUCUUUUGAUUGUUACAGGUAUACAGGUACCUGGCGUGUACUGUAUGUACGUGAAGGUUUAAUUCAAGCUGAAAUAGGACGAAGGCUAGGCUUCAUUCGAACUACAGUUAACAUCGUCAUGAAAAACAGAGAAAAAAUUCUGGCAGAAAUUAAGAGUGGAGGGGGAGGCGGUGCCACAGGUGAAAAAAACCCGAUUAUAAAACUAUACAAGCAUAUAUACUAGACACUACAUAAGAGAGAAUACAUUCAAGAUUUAAAAAAAAAAGUUUGAAAUAUAGAUAAUGAAUAAUAAUCAGGAGUCCAAAAAGUACGUCCAAAAGAGUCUAUGCCGGAUAAAUACAGCAAAAAGUCUAAAUAAAACCUUGUAUAAGAAAUCAAUCACAAUCUUGUCAGGGGAAAUAUUCCUCAGUAAGUUAUGGGCAUUGGAUAUUCAUGAGAUCAGUAUGAAAAUAUAAAAGGACAGCAAAUAAUGGUGCAGUAUAUCCCAACAGGUACUAGGUACUAUUUUGUAAAGUCUAUAUGGUCCUACUCACAUUUUCCAGAGCCAUAAAACUAGCUCUAGUGUGGGUGGCAUACAGUGGUACAAUCCCAACUUAUGGGAUACGUGAAGUUUUGAAGUAGAUGGAUAUAUGAAAUAUAAAAGAAACAAUAAUAGUGCUUAUUGUAUAAAAACCAGAGGUGAAAUAAUAAAAUACCAAGUGGUUACUCACAAGUUAUUGAGCAGACAGACUGCUCAAUGAAUAAAGCUUGAGUGGUAUAAUCCCCACCAAGUAUUUUUUGGAGUAAAAUUCUCACUGGAACAAUAAAAACUCUGGUGCCAAGUAUAAAUAAAUAAAUGAGUAAAAUGGCUGACUCACAAGUUGAAAGUGGCCAAAAUACCUUUCAUAAAAUAAAGCAAUUAAAAUACAACAACGCAUUUCCCCCCCUAAGGGCUUUCUCAAGUGGAUACAAAAUAUGAAAACAUGUACCUGACAACACUGGCUUUGUAUAGGCCUCAGAUUACUUGAUUUUAGCGCCAAAAUGACAUCAUGGACUCAUAACUUUAUUAUAGAACAUGUUUCAGCCAUAUUAAUGAGGGCAAUGAAACAUGUGUCAGCCAUAUUAGGGAGGGCAAUGAAUGAAAGUGGAAGGAGGGAAUGAAUGAAUAAAACAUAUAUGUGACAAGUAGCAAGUGCAAAUAUGGUUACUCAGACCAGGGUUUUUUUUAGCAUACAUUUUAAGAUAUGAUAGUAGAAAAUUAUAAUAAAUAAAAAGGUCACAGUAAAUUGCAAAUGUCAGAGAAAAAUAUAUAUGAAGAUUUAAAAGAGCAUAUGUAAAUAUAGGGUAAGAAUAAAGUAAAAUAAAAUAACAUUAGUGUGACAAAAGCACCUUUGUCACUGGGAUUUGGAUAGGCCUGGUUGCCAGCCUCUUGCCCUGUGACUAUGGCCCCUGGGAUGUAUUGCCCUUUAAAAGCUUUAUUUGGGCAUAUUGGAUUUUAAAACACUUUUUCUGCCCCUUUAAAUCCAUGGGAAAAUGUGCCUCUUCCCCCUCCCCCUUUUUCCUGUCCUAUUGUUCUCCAGCAGGGUGUUGUCCCAGGGACAAUGCCAGACCAGUUUAAACUGGCUGCUUUGUCUCUCCUCAACCUCCCAUCAGCCCUUACUAUUCUGUGAACCAUUCCUUGUACCAUAGGGCACUCUUACCUUUGGACAUAUUAAACACUCAGAUCCACGCUAUCUGGGGAUAUGUUGGACAUAUAGGUUAAACAUUGUAUUAUAAGAGUUAUGUAUUUUUAUGUGGUUUUUGUAACAGUUUCUGACUUAGAGAUAUUUCCUGUACCUGGAGAUAAUUAAGUUACCACAGCCACUUAAGCCAAUUAUCUCCAGGAUAGAGAAGAUAGACCGGCCGCACAGCCUAAAUCUGUAGAACUGUUUUGGGCAUGAAAGCCAUGCUUGCGGUCAGUCAAAUGUGACUUCCAUAAAAACUUUUUAACCCCUGCUCUGACCUAGGUGAUUUUUGGAUAUGUUGUUCACCCAGAUCAGGGCUAUCCAGGGAUGUAUAUGGGGAUUUGUUAUGUUUUGGGGCGUUUUCUGGACUUUGGGGAAAAUUUGGGUUUUUCUGCCUGUGGAUAAUUAGGUUAUUGUAUUAGCUGCUUUAAUUAUAUCCCAGGCAGAGGGGAGAACUUGUGUGCUGUAUGUGGGAGUGUCGGACAUUAUUGUAUUGUUUUGAUUGGUUUGUGUCCUUUGUGUCCUGUGCUCCACAAGGUCAACGUGGGUGGUAACCUUGUGGGGAAAAUUUGUAUAAAAGAAAUGACUUUGUGCUUAUUAAACAGACUUGUUCUACCCUUCAUGAAGUUUCGGCUCAUGUUUGGGGGAUUGGAGAACUACCCACACUCUGGGGAUUGCUAUAAAUACUAUUCUCCCCAGAGUAAGCUCUUGUAAGAGCUUGUUCCUGUUCCUGCUCUCUGGAUUUAGGAGAGGUCUGCCUACUGGAAGCUGGUCCCUGGUCUUGGGCCCAGAGUAGGAGGAAGACGGCGAGACCCCAACCAAGCGGCGGCAGUUCGUGGGGUCUGCGGUGGUUAUGGUAUCUAGUGGAGUGCUUGGAGCCCUCGGGAAGCAGUAGGAGCGUCCGUCAAUGGAAGUUACCCAGUCAUGGUGCCAGGCAAUCCGUUACAAUUAGUAUUAUUUUAUCUUAUAUGUAUUCUCUCUUAUGUGUCUUGUAUAUAUGCUUGUAUAGUUUUUAUCUAAGUUGGGCAAAAAGGGCAUUCAGCAAUCAUUGGAGAUCUCAAGUUGUGUCUAUCUCUUAGUAGUUGAUAUUGCAGGUCUCAGCAGCAUGUAAACAAGAAGCAGUCCCUGAAGAAGUCCCUGAGUGGAAUGAAACACGUUGGAUAGAUUUUAUUUGUAUUUGAUGCGGACUGAUUUUUACUUCUGUGUAAGUAAUAAAUAUAUUUUUAUACUAUACUUCAAUCUACUUUUACCUUAUUCUGGAUGCACUUUGUUUUACAUGCUGCUGAGACCUGCAAUAUUAACUACUAUGAGAGAGACACAACUUGAGAUCUCCAAUGAUUGCCCUUUUUAUUCAAUCAAAGUGUGAGUGACCCAUUGGCAUUAAUAAUUACCUUAUCUGGGUUUUACAGAGUUGCACUAUGUUUUAUCUUUAUUUCCCCUAGUUGGAUUCACCCUAUUUGGUUUGCAUUUUGGGGGCUUAUGCCUGUUACAAAGAAAUCUACAGGGAAAACAAGAGAGCUACACUUCAAACCUCCAUAGACACGUUUCUAAAAAGUCCAUCAGCACACAGAUCAUCAAUAUUGACUGACAGUCAUUUUGAUCCCAGAUCAUCAUUAACUGACAGUCCAUAUUCAGCUCUGACAUCACCACCACGUCCUUCUCCUACUCUUAUUGCUACUUGUAGUACACCCAAUUCACCAGCAAGAAAUAAUUUUUUCUUUGAAGACUUGACUUGUGAAACAAGAUACCUGUAUGCUUUCAUCCUUCCUAUUAAAAUCAAUUCUUACAGCUGCCCUGCCUUGCAACAACAAUAACAUAGGGUAAGCUUACAAUUUUUCUUUUAAUAUUGUGUUUAUUUUAGUUAUCAAUGCAUUAUUUAUAUUAGUUAUGCCUGCAAAUGACUAUUGCAAUGCAGUACAUGCAUUGCAAAGUGAAAAAAGGUAUUGCUUCACUUUAAGUAAAUUUUUGUUUUACAUACAUGCUCUGGUCCCAUUGUGUACUUAAAAGUGGGGUAUGCCUGUACUUCCUGAUAUUUUUAAACUUCUGCCCCUCUAAUUUAAGACUAUGUCCUCUUGCUGUGGUAGUUUUUCUUCUCUUAAAUCAACUCCCCUUCUUUACUGUGUUGAUUCCAAUGAUGUAUUUAAAUGUUUCUAUUAUAUCCACCUGUCUCGUCUUACCUCUAAAAACUAUACAUAUUAAGAUCCUUUAACCUUUCCUGUUUUGUUUUACCCUAAAGUCCAUGAACCAGUUUAGUAGCCCUUCUCUGAACUCUCUCCAAAGUAAUAUCCUUCUGGAGAUACGGUCUCCAGUACUGUGUACAAUACUCCAAGUGAGGUCUCACCAGUGUUCUGUACCAUGGCAUGAGCACUUCCCUCCAAGGUGGGUGCAAGGAUUUUUGACACCCUAGACAAAACUGUACUUUGUUUCCCACUUCCACAAUUAAAAGCACACAUCAAGCACCAUCAUAAUAAACGUAUAACAUUUACACAGUUUAGUGCACAAGUAGGUGUGACGGACCGCCUGCCACCCGACUAGGUGCCUCCGUCGAACAAUGCUCCUAGUGCCCGCCAAGGACCAUCAGCACCGCACUCGACACCAUAACCACCGCAAACCCCACAAACCAUGGCAGCUUGGUUGGGGUUUUGCCUUCCUCCACCAACCCUGGACCCACGACCGGGUUUCAGCUUCCAGUGGGUGAACCUCUCCUUAGUCCAGAGAGCGAAACAGUAACAGGAACAGCUCUUACAAGAGCUAGUGAUUAUACUCUGGGGAGUAAAGUGAUUAUAGUAAUCCCCAGAGUGUAGUUCUCCAAUCCCCCAAACAUGAGCCAAGACUUCAUGAAGGGUAGAACAUGUCUGUUUAAUGCAAGCCAGCACUUACAAUUUAUACAAUUCCUCAGGCCAGAGUGACACCCCCUGGACCUGAUGAAACACAGGCACACAAAGGCCACAAACCAAUCAGAACAAUACAACAAUGUCUGACACUCCCACAUACAACACACAAGCCCUCCCAUCUGCCUGUGAUACAAUUAACUAAGACAAUUGACUAACUCAAUUAACUCUAAGCAGAAAAAAACAUACAUUUUUACAAACCCCAAAAAGUACCCCAAAAUACAACAUAUCACCACAAAAGUCACAUCCCCUUGUGGCAACACACUCAGAUAUGAAACAAGGACACUCCAGAUACACACAGGUCGUUGAAAAGCAAAGGCUUUAUUAGUUUGCAGCUACAAAGUCCCAGCACCUUUAUCUUAAACAACACGAUGUACUGGACACUGGUCAAUUUCCAAACAAAGAAUAUAUACUGUAAAUGACGUAUUCCAUACGUAUACAUAAAAUACAGAAAUUACACCUACAUUUCUAUGGUUAUAUCCAAUUACUAAACUGAAACUUAUCUCUUACACAUGUUAUCUAAUAGUGGGCGUUCCUGACAUUCCACACAUGUGCCCUGGUCCAAGAUAGUUGCACAGUAGUUUUAAUCAUCUGAGUACUGAACUUUACUUAAACAUCCUGUAGCUUCUACCACACCCUGAUAGCCCAGAUCUGGGUGAACAACGUAUCCAAAAAUCAACCAGAUCGGUUCAGGAAUUUCUUGGAAGUCUUAUUUUUGCCCCAUCAUGCACAUGGCACCAUGCACAUGGCCCCAUGCCCAAAACAGUUCAAUACACUUGACGGCAAAACACUGCUGGACAAUUUAAGAUGGCCGCCGCCACGUUUGAAUCUGUUCCAAUUAAAAGUCCAAGGGGCAGAAACAGUUCCUUUAAAAUCCAAUAUGCCCAAAUAGUGUUUUUAAAGGGCAAUAUAUACAAGGGGCCAUAGUCACAGGGCAAGAGGCUGGCAAGCAGGCCUCUCCCAAUCCCAAUGACGAAGGUGCUUUCAUCAUAGUAGGUCCCAUCAUGGUCUACCUAAGCUUAGAUGCUGAAGCAAUAUGCAUAAAAAUACCUUAAUAUUCACCUUCCCUAUUUCAAUAGUGUUUUGCAAUGAACCUAAAACAAAUCCUCACCUCCUUUGGUAGCCUUUGUCAAAGGUUUCAAUUUGUGCAAAUUGUGUAGCUGCAGGUUUGGCCAGAUUAAUUACCAAAAAUAAUUAACAAAAAAAACUUAAACAGGGCUGUGACGAGACCAAUCUCGCCACAUUGCAUUGGAGAAGCCUGGUUGCUCGCCUGCUGCCUUUGGACUAUGGCCCCAUGUUAAAAGACUUUGUUUCGCCUGCAGAAAAGCUUUAUUCGUGCUUGUCUGCCGGUUGUUCGGUAGAUUCAAUCUACCGAACAACCGCACGAAUGGAUAGACCACCUGGGAGCUGGAGUGUGCCGGCAAUUAACCUCCCUGAAGCUGCGGCUAACCGCAGCUUAAUUGACGAAUGCUGGGUGGCCGCCAUUCGUAUCCCGAACACGAGGUCACGGCCAUUUUAAACAUACGAAUGCACAGCGGUGUUCGACGCUUAAUUCAUGGAACUAAAAUCGGACACAGUUUUGCGCGAACACCGCUGAAGCCGCCGACCUCCCAUCUUGUUCGGUGGAAGUACACGAACGGCCGGUGUUCGGUAGUUCUACUUGUCUAUGUUAUACCCCAGAUAGGAAUCCCAUGGAGCCCAUUCAUAUGAAACUGACUGUGUAAAGACUUUGGCUCCAUGGCGAUUGAACUGUAUUCGUGUGGUCUGAGCGCCAUUCGCUUAAUAAUGUGCGCUCAGACCUGAGCUAUCUGGGGAUAUGUUAAAUGUAUAGUUUUAAUGUAAUAUGUCUCACAUAGUGUAUUUUAAUAGUAAUUCCUGUUUUAGUAUCUCCACGUGAUAGAGACUGAUUGCUAGGCGUGUAAGCCGCUUGGAUGCUUUUCCUAUUCGUCUGGUAGCAGCAAUUCGUAUGGUUCCUGUUCGUGUGUUUGGAGUGCUAUAUUGGAUGCCGUUCGGGAGUUUGGAGCAUUCACUUAUUGGCGGCUCGUGUGUUUGGUGUUCUGCAGUAGCUGUGCCUGCAUCUCUGGAAAGGGGGCCGAUCGCCUAAACGGUUUUUACCCCUUUUGUGCAAAAGGGUCCAUUACAGGGGCUAUUGAGUAUAUAAAGUAAUAGAUGUUGCACUACUAGAGACUACUUCGCCACAUAUCCUACAAACCCAGAAUCUCCAUGGAUAUGGAAAAUGCAUAGCAUUUCAAAACACAUUUUACAGGCAAAGGGAUUAACAUAUAUGCACCUGUCUUGUAAAGACUUCUUCUUAUUAUUAUUAUUAUUAUUAUUAUUUAUAUAGCGUCAACAAAUUCCGUAGCAAUUUACAAUGAGUGGACUAACAAACAUGUAAUUGUAAUCAGACACAGUUUGACGCAAAGAAACGGAGGGGUUGAGGGUCCCGCUCAAUGAGCUUGCAUGCUAAAGUGGGUUAAAGUGACACAAAAGGUAAGGGAAUAGAUUGGUAGAAUAGUAUUCACUGAAUACUUAGUUUGGGUUUUUUUGUUUUGUUUUUUAAUAACAGUUGCAGGAGAUUGCAUUGGAUGUCUGCAGCUACAGAAAGUCUCAGUGGGAUUUGGGAUUUGAGAUGGCUGCAGAGAAGAGAUCUGCAGCUUUUGCAAUGUGGUUUUAGAUAUAACCCCAAUGAAACAAUGCAUAAUUAAAUACAGACAUUUUCAUUGGAGUUAUAUCUACUAAACAGUGUUUUUUUGUUUUAUUUAUUUUUCUGUUGGGCAGUGGAGUGUCUCUAAUAUUUUUAUUAUACACCUAAAUACACAGUGCAAGUAGAGAAUUCAUAGCACAUAUAUGCACAGUGCAAAUAAAGAACUCAACAAACAUUCACACAGCAAGUGAAGACAUCAAAGACACACAUCCAAACAGUAGGAAAGUGGCCACAGACAAAUCUAUACAAGGCAGACAAGGGGUUAACAAACACAGUACAGAUAACUAGUCAAAAUAAUCAUAAACCCCACAGGCAAGUGAUUUAGACACAUAAACUGCAGGGUAUAGCUAACAGAUAAUAAAGAAUAGGUAAUACACCUAUAAAUAUGCACAUCAAACAAUAGGCUCAAAGCACACAUGCAGUGGCGUAUACACGACCCAUGGGGCCCCGGUGCGAAAAUUGAUCCAUGGGCCACCCUCCCCCCGUGCUUACUCUGCGCGGGCCAGGGCCACAACACAUGGCGGCGGGCACCUGGUCGCAGGGCUGCGACCCCUGUGAGCGCGGUAUGUACGUCAGUGCAUGCAGAUACACAUACACUUAAAGGACCACUACAGACACCCAGAUCACAUCAGCUCAAUGAAGUGGUCUGGGUGCCAGGUCCCUCUAGUUUUAACCCUGCAGCUGAAAACAUAGCAGUUUCAGAGAAACUGCCUGAGCCCCCCAGGAGAAGAGGCUGGCCAAACUGUCAUACAUACUGGGUCACAGGGCGGCAAAGCCCCCUGGUGGGCCGGGCCCAGUCGCAGCCGCGACCCCUGUAUGUAUGCUACUGCACACAUGCUUACAGCAGGUAAAUGGUUAACGUAUUGUAGAUAUGAAGUAGUGCUGACUGGGGUCCCUCUCUUGGUGCCAGAGCUGAGCACUUACAGUUAUGUGCACACAGGGAGAGGGUGAAAACCUUUGGAUCCUGCUUUCUGCAGCCUGAUAACCUCCAGCCUCCUCCUGCACACUGUCUAUAAUGCUGCCAGGGAGGCAGCUAAUCAGUGUGUACAAACAUUUCACCUACCAAACUACUCAACUCUGCCUGGCUGCCAUCCUGGAUCCUAUCCUUCUACUAACCCCUUCAUUCUAUUUCCUGCUGAUUUCAGGAAGCAGCAGUGAGGCCCCUGCAGUGCUUGCGUCUCAAUUUCUUCCCCUGUGGCUGACACAGGAUCUUCACUGACAGCAGACUUUGGUGACAUAGAUCGUCUCUUCCUACACACAGCCUUAAAUGGCAUCCCCCAGAGGCUGGUUCCCUAGGCAAGUGCCUGUCUUGCCUAAUGGAAUCGCCGGCUCUGCUUCCCUUUCAACUGCUAAUACCUCUCCCUAUACAACCAAGCAUUCUGCUAGCAUUUCCUGCUGCUCUAUUACAUUGUCUGCCUACCUUUAAGUCAUCAGAAAUAAUCACCCCUAAAUCCCUUUCCUCAGAUGUUGAGGUUAGGACUCUAUCAAAUAUUCUGUACUCUGCCCUUGGGUUUUUACGUCCAAGAUGCAUUAUCUUGCACUUAUCUACAUUAAAUGUCAGUUGCCACAACUCUGACCAUUUUUCUAGUUUACCUAAAUCAUUUGCCAUUUGGCUUAUCCCUCCUGGAAAAUCAACCCUGUUACAUAUCUUAGUAUCAUCAGCAAAAAGACAUACCUUGCCAUCAAGACCUUCUGCAAUGUCACUAAUAAAAACCCCUUAAGGUAAGAGUGCCACCAGGGGCCUCCUGGCACCAUAGAAAUUACAUGUAGAUGGUGUUCUGGUGCCUGGAAUGUCCCUUUAAAGAAUUCUAAGCCAUAUUAUAAACAGGCUGUGUGUUUAAGAUAACUUUCCAGUUGCGUUUCGUACAUAUAUUACUUGUUUUACUAUUUGUUUUUUUUUUCCUGCUUGUUAUGUGUCUUAUAUUGGUUUUCUCUUGACAGAAUCAAGAACCCACAUUCACUUCCUUAAAAAAGAAGCCAAACAAGUAGUUAAGUGCUUGUCCCUGCAUUCUGCUGACACGCCUGACUGCUGAGCUCACUGGCUGGGAGGGGAGGUGAGAGCAGACAAUGUAAUUCUCCAUCACAUGACCAGGAACUAUUACAUCCUCCAUUCAAUGUUAUUUUUACACAAGAGCACCGGCGAAGCUAAACAAGACAAGAAGCUAAACAAGACAUAAGGCUGAUAGGGGUGAGCAAUUUAUUAAAGAGAUUGGUGUUUCAGAAGGUUUUAAUAUAAAAAGUUCAGAAAAUUAUACUAAUUGCUUGUUAACAAAGAACAGAUGUAAACUAAAAUGUGUUAAUACUUUUAAAUUAGUUUUAUUCCUUUCUCAUAUAACACUAUCAAAACAAAGCUAUUCGAUACAAUGUAUUUAUUAAUGUACAAUGUUUACUGGCUCAGUUUAGACAUUUUAGUUUUGGUUAAUAUUGUGUGAGUUUAACCCCUUAAGGACACCGCUUCAGAAGCAUUUUUUGCUGUUUGUGUUCAACUGCAAUUUGCAUCUUUCUCAUUUAUUGUACCAACACAUUUACUGUUUUUUUUUUAGACGACAAGAGGGGCUUUAAUUUGAUGUGACAUAUACAUAUAUAAAUUCUCAUGUAUUACAAAACAAAUGCAAAAUAAUGGGGGGGAGGGGCAUACAAUUUUUUUUUCCAAGUUUUGGCAAUAAUAACGUGUGCAUAAUAUGUCCAGCUUAGGAAAAGUAAUUCAAAAUCAAUUCAUUCAUGUGUUUUGAUUUAAGUACAUUAUAUGUGUAGAAUUUCAGUUUAUUUUGAAAGUUAAAGGUAACAAACUACUAGGUCUAAAAUAAAAUUUCAAUUUGCAACAAUUUCAGAAGUUGGUAUGUUUGUCUUGGAACAAAAAACAAAAUUGCCACACAAAAGUAUAUAUUUCUAUAAAGUAGACAUCACUGGUUAUUUUGACACUUUUUACGAAGCCAUUUCACUGCCAAUCUCUGCUAAAUAUUGGAGUCAACUUGUGUUUUUUCUCUAUUUUUGCAUAUACACAUUUAACAAGGUUUUUGUAAUGUGUAUUUCGUAAAGCUGGUGGUGUGUGCUAUCCCUGUACAGGACCCCAUAUUGUGUUUAGCUACAUCUGCUGAGUACACCGAUACCCCCAUUGUAUAUCUUUGCCACUAUUCUGUGAAGCUACAAUGCCAUAUAGGAGACCAUGCUAUUUCAGUUUAUAUAGUUGGAAUUUUCUUAGAUGUCAUAUGUCCUGAUUUUGUGGCAUUAUAGCCAUUUGACUGUUCAAAUAACCUCACAGAGGCCUUCCAUUUGAGAAAGCAGACACUCCAGGGUAUCUUAUUAGGCAUAUAUUAUACCUUAACUUGCCACCAUUUGUUCACCAAUUUAUUAGAAUUUUUAAAUAUAUAUUUUUACAUACAUGUUGCAUUUUUGCUGGGUAUUUCGUACAUUUGAUAAGUGCCACUGUCAUAAAUUCCCCCUAAGUAUGCUCAGUUACCUCUUCUGAGUAAAACAAUAAGCCCAGUGUAUGACCUAGACACUAUUUUGUGAAGUUACAUUGCUGUGAAAGAGACACAAGUUCAGCUUUUUAAGUGUGAAUUUAUAUGGAGGGUUUUAAUGGGUCCGUAUUCUAUUUUGAAAUAUGUUAGCAGGCUGCUUUUUCCAACUCCUCCAAAAAGGCAUACUAUUUCUUAAUGAAGACACCUGAGGGUAUUUCAAAAGGCAUAUUUUGAGCCUUAGCCUGAAAUCAUUUUUCCGCUAGCUUGUACCAAGUGUAGUGGUAAUAAGCAUUUUUUAUGCCUUUUUGACACACGUAGUAAGUUUGUACUGUAUAUUUUGCAAACCUUAUGUGUGCUACAGCUAUAUUAUACUUCCUAUCUUGCUCAGCUAUGUCGUCUGAGCACAGCAAUACCCCCAUAUUGCCAGGUAUUUGUGGACAUUGAAGGGGCACAUUUGAGACACAGCCAUUUAAGUUUUUUUUCUAAUUUAAUAUUUUUUACAUUGUGUCCAUACCCCAUUUUGCAGUUUUUUUUUUUAGUAGGUUGAUUAUUCCAACUACCCUACAAAGGCAUAUUAUUUUUUAAAGAAGAAACCCUAAGGUAUUUCAAAAGGCAUAUUUUGAACCUUAGCGUGAAAUAAUUUUUCCGCUAGAUUGUACCAAGAGUAGUGGUAAUAAGCAUUUUUUUUUUUAGGCCUUUUUGACAAUGACUUUGUGAUAUAUAUUUUGCAAACCUUAUGUGUGCUACAGCAGUAUAUUACAUCAUAUGUUGCUCAGAUAUGUCAUCUGAGUACAGCAAUACCCCUGUAUGUGCCUUUACUAGGUACAUGACAAAGUUGAAGGGGCACAUUUGAGACAGCCAUUUAAGUUUAAAAUUUCACACUGGGUCCAUGUCCCACUUUGAAAUUUUUUUUAAUAGGUUGUGUUUUCCAAUUACUUCACAAAGACAUACCAUUUCCUAAAGAAGACACCCCAGGGUGUUUAAAAAGGCAUAUUUAAACCUUAGUGUGGUAUAAUUUGUUCACUAGCCUGUACCAACUGUAGUGGUAAUAAGCAUUUUUUUCCCUUUUUCUUUAACUUUUUUUUUUUUCUUUGUAAAAGAUUUCUUUUCAACUUUUAGAGAUGAUUUUUUUUUUUUUAGCUUUUAACAACUUUUUUUUUACUAUUUUAAAACUUUGUUUAAACUUUUCAAAAAAAUUUUUUUUAACUGUUAACCCCUAACUAGCCUGACAGUAAAUCCCCCAAUUUCCCUACUAACUUCCACCCACCCUAGCUAAAUAAAUAAAUAUUUUACAAAUAUUUAAGUAACUAACUAAAAAAAAAAUUAACCCCUGAGGACUAAAAAAUAAAUGUAAACCCUCAGGGGUUAAAAGAAAAAAUCAUAUCAUAUUGACAUACUGUUAUAUGCAUUUUGAUCACUGCAGACAGUGAUCAAAGGUCAGGAAAGGGGUUACAUUUUAUUUGAAAGGAGUGGGGGGGGGGUAGGAUUUUAUAACUAACAGUUUGUUUUUUACAUGGAGAGACAGAUCAGCACGGAUCUGUCUGCACUUCACAGCUCAAACUGAGUUUCAGGGAGACAGAUCGGGUUUCACUGCAGCAUGUGUGAUCGCUCUGACUCCCGGUAUAUUACCGAGACACACUACAGGAACAUUAAAAUUGUCAAGGAUAAUAGGCAAACCUCGCCUAUAAUUGGAAAAACAUUCAGUCAGGUGUGUCUCAUUGUGGUGGUGCAUUGUGUGGUAUUACGCCAGAAACUCCUCUCCAGCAGGUGGACCUGCUCUGUAAACUCAAAUCAGCCAUAUCACAGCUGCUACCAGUUUACAUGAACACUAAGCAAAGUAUUUUGUCCGAAUGGCCCAGCUCCGACCCAAAUACCAGCUCUGGUUGCAAUUCUGUCAAUCUGUGUGAAUCUGCACCCGACUAGAUUCAUUGGUAUCUGAACUAAAACCAAUGCUUUUUGUGUUGGAACUCUAUACAAAGUAUAGGGUUCUGGAAAUAUUUAUAAAGUACUGUUUUAAUAAAUAAAUGUGGGACUGAAUGCAUCCAGCAGGAUUCAGGUUUGCAAAUUACCUUUCACAUGCUGGCUGGUUGCUUGCUGUUUAGUAUUUAUGCCCCCAUCAUCCACAUUACUGAUUCACGUAAAAGAGUUUUAAAACCUCGCUUAUAGUAAUAUGGGGGUCAUAUUGAGCUGGCCAGCUGUCACAUGGUUAACCCUUGCACUACUGAGGGGUUUUAUAACUAUUUGCCCACUGGCGGAUAGCAAAUAGUUUUAAAACUUUAAAAAAUAUUGUUCUCUUGUGCACCACCUCCAUUGUGUAUGUGGCUGCUAGUUGGUGAGCUUGUAUGUGUGUGUCAGUGAGCUUGUCUGUUGGAAGCAUGUGUGUUUGUCAGUGACCUUUUCUGUGGGGAUCAUGUGUGUGUCAGUGAUCUUGUCUGUGGUGAGCAUGUGUGUGUCACUAAGCUUUUUUGUUGGGAACGUGUGUGUUUCAAUCAGCUUUUCUUUAGUAAACUUCUUUGUGUCAGUGAGCUUUUUUGUAGGUAGCAUGCGUGUGUCAACAAGUUUUUCUGUAGUGAGCUUGUGUGUGUCAGUGAGUUUGUCUGUAGGAAGCAUGCGUGUAUCAGUGAGAUUUUCUGUAGUGAGCAUGUGUGUGUGUGAAAGUGAGCUUGUCCGUAGUAAGCUUGUGCGUGUCAGUUUGUCUGUACUACGUUUCUGUGUAUAUCAAAUAGCUUGUCUGUGUGUGUCAGUGAGUCUAUGUGUGUACAUCUGUGAGCUUGUGUUUUUAUGUCAAUGAGCUUAUGUAUAUCAGUGAGAUUGUUUGGUUUUGUUUGUUUAUGAGGCUGUGUGUUAGUGAGAUUGCCUGUGUCUGCAUUUGAGUAUGCUUACUGUAUAAUUAAAUGUUUUACUCUAAAAGGACCAAUAUUUUAUAUUAGAAAAAUAAAUAUAUAUUUGUUUUAUAUAUAUAUAUAUAUAUAUAUGUGUGUGUGUGUGUGUGUUUUAUAUAUUACUCAAUCAUCUGGGCUGGCAAGACAUAGCCUUACAUAUUACAUGUGCCAUGGUGCUAAAACUUAUGGCCAUAGAUUUUUUUUCCCAGGGCUGCUUUGUAUCCCCAGUCUGGCCCUGGUGUGUGCGUGUAUGUCAGUGAUUGUGUGUGUCUGUCAGAUUGUGUCAAAUCAGUGUUUGUGUGCAGUGGUUUGUUUUGGAUUUGUACUGCCCUAGGCACGACUAAAUUCGGGCACCCCCAAAAUCUAAAUUUGCCCCCCCCAAUUUGUGUCAAGGCCACUUUUUUGACUUACAGACACAUGCCCUCAUUGAUACAUGCACUGAUAUACACUCACUCACAGACACACACUGAAACACACUCACAGGCUCACCCAUUCUCACUGAAAGACACACACUGACAUCUACACUCAGUCACUCACAGUAAGGUGGACAGCCCCAGAACACAAGGCAAAAACCCAAAAGUGCCGCCCUAGGCAAAUGCCUUGUUUGCCUUGUGGUAAAUACAUCCCUGUGUGUAUGUCAGUGUGUAUCUGAGAGUGUGUGUCUGUCAGUCAAAGUGUGUGUUAGUCUUUUUAACAGGAAGAGGUGUGGUCUUGACAGGAAGGCGUGGGGCAAAUGUAAAUUAGGGGGUGCCAGAGUUCAGUUAUGCCUAGGGCAGCACAGUUCAAAAACACACCACUAAUAGUAAUGGUGAUGUAAGUCGGUUGUGUGUGCCGAAACAGACUUUCAAGUAGGCCUGUGAAAGAGGGCCCACCAAGAUGAAUGGCUUAAUAAAGGGAGUAGUGGGUUGGCUCAAUCAGGUGGUCUCAGACCAGAGGAAGUGGUGGUCUGUGUAUUUAUAGGCUGGCUAACUCCUCCCACAACUACAGGCUUCGCUUACUGGCUCAGCCUUCUCAUAUAUUAUUGGUACAACCUAUGAAGCAAAAAAAAGCUUUGCUUUCUAUAAAUGACAAUAUAUCUAAAAUAUAAAAGCGCUAAGCAUAUAACUCUGUAUACACAGAUGAGGUGGCAGAAAAAAAUGUGAAAAGUUUCUGUACCACCUUCAAAAUGUUAAACACCUCUAUUACAGGGUUAAAUUAAAAAAAGCUGCUACACACCUGUGUGAACCCAAUUCCCACACCAAAAAUCAAACAAAAUACUUAUAUAGGUGGAGCGCAAAAUCAAAUCCACAUUUCCAUGGAAUCCUUUACACCACUUUCUCUACGAUAUCCGUGGAGGAGACAAGAGAGAAGCCGGCUACCUGUCAACCCUGUGCCUGGACUAAGGCAAUUAUACAGGGUUAGUGAGUAGCAGCUGGGACUGCAUACACUCACUUAUUUCUAUCCUGUAAGAGGCUCAUUGUCUAUUUCAUUUAAUUCAUGUAAAUUUAUUUAUGUAUUUUGUACAAUAUUGAUUUUGAUUUAUUAUUUUUAUUGCUAGGAGUGUUUUAUGUCUAGUGAAACGAUUAUUAAAUAUUUGCAAUUUACCAUAACUGUACUUCACUAUUAUAUGCAUUUUAUCUUUUUUAUAUUCAUCUGAGUUGAAGCUGUGUAAAGGAUUCCAUGGAAAUGUGGAUUUGAUUUUGCGCUCCACCUAUAUAAGUAUAAGUACUUUCUAUAAAUGAAAUGAAAAAUUGAAUGGGGGGGUGGGAGUUUGAGGGGCACUAAAGGGUCCUGCAGUGCCAGGAAAACAUAUUUGGAGAAUCCCUUUAAAUGUGUGGUAAUUAUAACUGUAAUUGCUAUUAUUUUUUUUUUCUAAAAUGCAUUCCUCCAAGCUUAAUAAAACAAGAUUACAAUUUGAGUUUACUCUGUUUCUAAUUUCUUGACUUACCCUCGAUAUCAAAAUGUAAUAAAUAUGUUUUCCUAGCAUUUAUUUAAAGCUUGUGUAAUGUGUUUAAUGACUUUUUUCUCUAGAAUUGUGCUUUAAUGUUUGUUUUCCAUUGCAGACAGUGGUUUUUAUUGAUCACUUUAUACAUAAUCUAAGGAAAGAAAACUGAACAUGGAAAGCUGGUUAAGUGACACUAGCAAUAGUUCUAUCAGUAACAAUUCCCAUCUGGUUGCUGGCUUUACGUCUUCUUUUGUAUCGGUAGUUUUAUUUGGGUCCAAUUUUGUACCAGUAAAGAAGUUUGACACCGGAGAUGGUAUGCACAGUGUUAUUUUUUAUUUUAUUUCUUAUUUAUUAAUAGUUAAUUUUAUAAAAUAUGUUGUUAAAUCAAUAAACGUUGUCUCUAUUGGGAUGGAGGAGAUGUAAAAAAGUAGAUAACAUUUAUUAAAUUCACCUCUGUAUAAUUUUACUGUUUGCAAGAUCAUUGUUAUGAAAAGCUGUUUCUUGCAGAAAGAGACUCCUCUUGUAUGCUUGCAUACUAUAGAGCAGCAUUUCCCAAUUGGUGUUCCACGGAACCCUAGGGUUCUGCGAGAACUCAAUUGGGGUGUCGCCAAAAGUUUACAAAAUAAAAUGGCCGUGGUCGACGAGGAAGUGAGGGAGCAGUGAUAUACCACUAAGAGGCGCUGAGCAGGGGAAUCACUGCUGCCUCGCCGCCCGCAUGCCAGCCGCUCAGCAGCCCCACUGGACCCCAGGGACUGCAUGUCAGCACUCCUUUAGGUAGGGGGGCUGGGUGGAUGAAAAAUGUAAAAAUAAAAAAUAAAAUUGUAUGUGUUAGGGAGUUUGUAUGUGUCUGUGUGUCUGUCAAAGAGUAUAUGUGUAUUUGUCAAUGAGAGUGAAUGUGUGCUUGUCAGUGAUUGUGUGUGUGUGUGUAUGUGUUUGUCAGUGAGAAUGUGUGUUCUUGUCAGUGAGAGUGUAUAUGUGUCUGUCAAAGAGUAUGUGUGUCUGAGUGUGUCAGUGUGUGUAUCUGUGUGUCAAUGUUUGUGUAUGUGUCACUGUGUGUAUCUAAGUGUGUGUAUGUGCCUGUGUGUAUGUGCCAGUGUGGAUCUGUGUGUGCAAGUGUGUGUAUCUGUGAGUCAAGGUCAGUGUGUAUCUCUGUGUCUGUGUGUGUGUGUGUGUGUGUGUGUGUGUGUAUGUGUGUGUGUAUAUAUAUAUAUAUAUAUAUAUAUAUAUAUAUAUAUAUAUAUAUAUAUAUAUAUAUACAUACAUACACACAGAGAUACACAAACUGGCACAUAUAAACACAGAUAUACAUGCCUUGACACACACCGGCACACACUUUGAAACAUUAAUACACACACAAUACACAGAUACACACUGUGUGUCAAGGUGUGUGUGUAUCUGUGUGCCACUAUCUGCCAGUAUGUGUGUAUCUGUGUGUCAGAUGCAUACAAACACAGAUACACACACUUUGACACACAGAUACAUACACAUACACACACUGUGUGUCAAGGUGUAUGUAUCUAUGUGCCAGUGUGUGUGUGUGUGUGUGUGUGUAUCUAUCUGUGUGUCAGAUGCAUACACACUGGCACAUACAAACACAGAUACACACACCUUGAUACACAGACACAUACAAACACAGAUACACAUACAUACAUACAUACAUACAUACACACUGUGUGUCAUGGUGUAUGUAUCUAUGUGCCAGUGUGCAUGUUAUCUGUGUGUCAGAUAUACACAUACACACACACACACACACACACACACACACACACACUGGCACAUACAAGCACAGAUAAACACACCAUGACAUACAAAAAACAGUGCAAUUUUUAUUUUAUUUUCAUGAGGGGGAGGGGGUGUUCCAUGCCGUUGAUACACUAUGCCAAAGCGUUCCACAGGAAACAUUAAUUUGGAACCCCUGUUAUGGAGCAAUACUGCAUGUUAAUGACCAUUGCAGGUUUAAAGUCACCCAAAUUAUUAUUUUUUUAUAUGGCAAAGGUCUGUUUUUAAAUAGGGACAGGUACACAAAAACUUUAAAAUACAGGAUUGUAUUCCAAAUGUUUUAAUGUUCCUUUAAACAGAUAAUGACUCUUCUUCUGAGUAUCCAAUGAACAGAGACGCUCAUCAGAGUUUGCCACUUAAUGUUUUGCUAGUGACCCUCAAAGUAAGCCUAUGUACUAGAUGAUGAAACAAGGGCAGUGGCUUAAAGGACCACCAUAUUCACUGCAGUGUACUGUAGUAGUUAAGGUCCCAGGAGUGCACUGGCACCCCUGAUUGUAUGUAGUCAAAGCAUUUUUACUAUGGUUUGACUUCAUACAUGGGCUCUGCUGGGUGCUGUUUCCCACUUCUUUUUCUCCAGCUUCACUGCUGUAAAAGUGGUCGCAUAAUCGACUGUGUUAAACAUGUAAAAAAUAGGAAGCCUUAUUAUGAGGCAAAUUUAUAUCCAUUUUAUAAAUUUAGUCGCAAAAGAUCUGAUCCCUGUGUUUUCAUGCGUUACUGGUACUAAUGCAUGGUACUAAGUUUACUUGUGCAAGGUACUAAGGUUAAUUAACCACCUUUGAGGCUAUUUCAAUGUGUAACCGUAAUAUCAUAAUUAACAUAUUUGAUAUAUAGCAUGUUUAACAUCAUUUUUACAAAUACAUUGUAGACAAUUUGUUUUCUGUGGAAAUUAAAACACUUUCUAUUCAAAAUGUACUCUUUAAAGGAACACUAUAGUCACCUAAAUUACUUUAGCUAAAUAAAGCAGUUUUAGUUUAUAGGUCAUUCCCCUGCAAUUUCACUGCUCAAUUCACUGUCAUUUAGGAGUUAAAUCACUUUGUUUCUGUUUAUGCAGCCCGAACCACACCUCCCCUGGCUAUGAUUGACAGAGCCUGCAUGGAAAAAAAACUGGUUUCACUUUCAAACAGAUGUAAUUUACCUUAAAUAAUUGUAUCUCAAUCUCUAAAUUGAAGUUUAAUCACAUACAGGAGGCUCUUGCAGGGUCUAGCAAGCUAUUAACAUAGCAGGGGAUAAGAAAAUCUUAAUUAAACAGAACUUGCAAUAAAGAAAGCCUAAAUAGGGCUCUCUUUACAGGAAGUGUUUAUGGAAGGCUGUGCAAGUCACAUGCUGGGAGGUGUGACUAGGGUUCAUAAACAAAGGGAUUUAACUCCUAAAUGGCAGAGGAUUGAGCAGUGAGGCUGCAGGGACAUGUUCUAUACACCAAAACUGCUUCAUUAAGCUAAAGUUGUUCAGGUGACUAUAGUGUCCCUUUAAAUAUUCCCUGAUACGUUAUUUGUAAAAAAAAUCUCCCUUUCUGUAGGAAGUUUAGGCAAUCCCAUAAAAUAAAAUAAAUGCUUUUUAAAAAAAUUUUUUAUUUCAUUUACAUUUUCCUUAUUUAAGAAAUGUCUUAAUAUUGAAAAAUAUCAAUGUCUCUUUAAUAGUCAUCUUUAUAAACUGUAUAUUCUGCGCUACAUUUCUCAACAACCUUUGAUCCGAUGCUGUGUUUAUCUAUAUUUCAGGCAUGUUCUUCCAGUGGAUUCUCUGUGCUUCUAUAUGGAUUGUAUCUUUAGUGGUCAACAUCAUUCUUAAUAGCCCAAAAUUUUGGCCACUCGCAAUGGUAGGAGGUUGCGUAUGGGCCACAGGUAUGGAAAACAUUUGGGUAUGCUCAGGGUUACUUCCUUCAGUAAUAAAAUGGAUACUAUGGGAAAAUAAAACUGCAAUGCAUUUGAUAGAUUUUGGCCUUCGGAAUAUGCUGUAUUUUUUCAUGCCAAAUCAUUAUUGUUUGUGCACAUAUAAUUAAAGCAUUUUAUAAUAUAUUAUACAUAUAUAUAUGAUUUCAUUCUAAGUGUAUUUUGAGAUAUGUGUAUAUAUCUCAAAGUACACUUAGAAUGAAAUCAUAUAUAUGUAUAAUAUAUUAUAAAAUGCUUUAAUUAUUGUAUAAUAUAUAUUAUUAUUGUAUUUUUUUUUUUACUAUUUAGCAGCCUGGGGGACUGUCUGACAGCUCAGAAAGUCCCCCCUGCUGACAGCUCCUAGACUCCUAUUGCGGCGAAGGGAUCAUGAUGAUGAUUAGGAUGAUGGGUGCUGGGGGGGACUGCAGGGGUACUGCUGGGGUCUCUAGCAGUUCCCCCCGACCGUUCAGGUAAGACCAGAGCUCUCAUUUGCCACGGUUGUACUAGAUACGUCUGCGGUCCUUAACAACUGUUUUUUGUUGGACGUUCACGGUCAUUAAGGGGAUAUACAUAGAUAGAGAUAAAUAUAUAUCUAUAUCUCAAAAUACAGCUAGAAUAACAUUACAUAUAUAUCAUUUUAAAAAAUAUAUAUAUAUUUUUACAGUUUCUUAUUUAUUUUUAAAUAUUUAUUUUUUAUAAAAUGUGUGUAAUUUUCUAUUGAUAUAUGUAUAUAUUCAUAAAAUAAAUACACUUAGUAUAUAUGUGUGUGUGUGUGUGUGUGUGUGUAUAUAUAUAUAUAAUAUAUUAUACAAUUCUCAUGUAUAUAUUUUUUUAAAAUGUAAUACAUUUUUAUUUUAUUUUUAAACUUUUUUCACCAGCAAGGGGACUGCCUGUCAGUUCAGGCAGUCCCCUUGCUGGCAGCACUGUGGACACCUAUUGCGGCCAUGUGAUCGCUCUUUUAAAGUGGUCACAUGGCCCUUGGGGGUCCUAAAUUGCAGAGGGGGGACAGUCUGGGCUGAGCCCAGACAGUCCAUCCUAAGAAGGAGACCGAUCUCUGGUGGGGGAACGGCGGUGAUCGGUAAGUACAUGGGGAGGGAGAGGGAGGAAGGAUAGGGGUUCAUUUUUUUUUUUAAAUCUUUACUGAGUGCCUCGAGCCACUCAGUACAGGCAGAGCAUCAGAAGUGAGGGGGGCAUUGCAGCGAUGCCUCGACAUUGACGCAUCGCUGCAAUACCAUUAGAGCUGCUGGAAGUGAUCAUGAUAGUUUCGAGUGUCCUAAUUCCCCGUUUAAAGGACCGUUUCUUUUGUCAGACAUUCCUGAUACGUCCUUGGUCACUAAGGGGUUAAAGUAAGGUACAUCUCAUUGAAAAUUAAACCAUUUUGUUUUCGCGCAGGCUAUGUCAGUGACAGCCAGGAGAGGUGUGGCUAGGGCUGCAUUAACAGAAAUAAAGGAUUUAACUCCUAAAUGGUAGUGAAUUGAGCAGUGAAACAUCAGAGGCAAAAUAUAUACACAAAAAGUGGUUCAUUAAGCUAAAGUUGUUUUGGUGACUAAAGUGUCCAUUUAAGGAACUUCAUAAAAUAUAAGUGUUGUGGCGAAACUGGCCUCGCCACGUGUCCUUGGAGGGGGCUGCUUGCCCGCCUCUUGCCUUUGGACUAUGGACCAGACUUUAUGUGAAUGUGUUAACCCAGAUAGCUAUGCUAUGGAGCCCAUUCGUGUAGUUAAAGACUUCGGCUCCAUGGCAAUUGAACUGUGUGAAUAGGAUCUGAGCGCUAUUCGGUAGUUUUGUGCGCUCAGAUCCCAGCUAUCUGGGGAUAUGUGAAAUGUCUGUGUGUUAUGUGUAAAAGGUGACUUUAUGUAUUUUAAAGUGUUUUAUGUCUUUUUGCAACCAUGUGCUCAAUGGAGUCUGCCUCUAUCCCUGGAUAAUUGGAUUACUUUCCCCCAUUGUCUCCAGGAUAGAGGGCUCUGUAAAACCUGUUUGAGCCAGAUAGCCAUGUGCCAGCCAGGGCCCAAAAGAUACUUUUACUAACUUUUGAACCCCUGGUCGGAUUCAUGCCAUUUUUUAAUAUGUUGUUCCCCUGAAUGGAUUGAUUGUGAAUAUGUAAUUUUAUGUGAAUGUGAUGUAUGGUUUUAAAGUUAUGAAAGUUGGGUAGAAAGUAUGUUUUAACUGUAUGUGUAAUUGAGUUUCCUCUCAGGAUAAGGGGAGGGAAUAUGUGGGAUGUAACUGAUAUGUGAUUGGUUGUUUUAUACCUCCCUGUGGGCGGUCCUGUAUGUGAAAGGCUGUAAUAAAAACCAGGCUGGGUGUGCCAGCACAAGAGUUCCUGUUUUAACCCUCAAAGUGAAGUGUCGUCUCAUUAUUGGGGGAAGGAUUUAUUGUAUGCUGUUCCAGUUUGACUGCUAGGAGAGUAAACCUAUUCGUAUGGUUCCUAUUCAACUGUCUACAGCAUUCAUAUGCUUGGGAGAAUUUAUUUGUUUCUCCGGUUCGGUGAUUGUGGUGUCUGCCAGAGUGCUUGGAGUCCUCAAGAAGCGCUAGGAGCAUCCUUCAACCGAGGUACCCAGUCGGGGUGCCAGGCGAUCCGUUACAAGUGUAAACUCCAGAAAGGAUUAGUGUAAACUCCAUAAAAGAUUAGUGUAAAAUGUAGCUUAUUUAAUAACAGAUACUUUUAAGACAUUAUUACAUUACAUCUAUUGUAAUGAAUAAAUUUACUGAAUAAACUACAGUCUGGUUUCUUUUAUGUGGCUUUUAUUAAGGUAAAGAUAAACUGAUAUUUUUAUGUUCGGUUGUAAUAUAUACAGAUGACAUAUGUAGACCGUGACGUACAAAAUGCGGUUGUCUUGCCUUUACCAUAAAACUGUCAGUUUCACAACGUUUUUCUUGGUAAUCCAUUGAUAUUUUAUAGUGUGCAUUAGGAAUGCUUUAGAAUUUUAGGUAUAUUUUCAUAACAUUAUUUUUUAUUUGCAGGCAAUAUAACAGUUGUACCAAUUGUCAAAACAGUUGGUCUUGGGCUUGGGCUUCUAAUUUGGGCUUCUACCAACCUGUUAACUGGCUGGGCAAGUUCCAGGUAACAUAACAUAAAUUGAAAAAUAAAACAAAAACUGGCACACAUUGCAUGUGAUUAGAAUCAAUGGAAACUUGCAUCAACUUUGUAUCAAAUUAAAGCAUUUCUAACUUAAUCUAUACAUUGUACUUGCCAAAUUGCUAGAAAAUGUAUAGUUUUUUUUGUUUUUUUUUUUUAGAAAUGUCACUUUCACUCAUCUGUGCCUUUCUUGGCAUUCUGGCAGAUUAGCAGUGAUUGAUUGACAGUCCAUUGUGCCUAAUAAACAAGUUAACUUUCCAAGCUGUUCUGAUUAGUGUAAACAAUUUUAAUUCUGACAUGUUCACAAUAUAUAAAAUGUCAAGCAUAAAGCUUGUCCAUUCUCUCGUACUCUGCUAUUACUACUGAUAGCCAUUAGCAGCUGAAAUAAGGGGAAGUAAAUGAUUGCAGUUUUCAUGUGCAAUUCUUUUCAUGCUAUUUCAGGUUUGGUAUGUUUGGAAUAAACCCAGAAGUAGUGGCAAAGCCAUAUUUAAACUAUGCCGGAGCUGGUCUCUCAGCCUUAAGGUAUCAUUUUAUUUCUUAUUCUCUUAGGUACGACUUCAUAUCUAAAGCAGAGAAUUUGAUGUGGUCUAAACACCACUAUAGUUCCUUACAACUAUUAUUGUGCUGUAGCUGUUUGGCUGUCAUUUCCAGUUUCUUGAGGGAAAAAAAAAUAAUAAUGUGGGGUGACAAAAAAAGGGUCUCUUCCGGCGCCAUUUAGCCUCCCUGCAGAAACUUAAUUUUCAUUAUGUCAUGUGUGAUUCAGUCCAAGCUGGAUGGCAAUGAUAGACUAAUCCGCUUACUGAAGCUGUACAGUUUCACAUUUGCUAAUUCAUAGACUUUCUUUCCAAAAUAGUUAAAUAGUUUGUACGUUUGUAUAAAGGCAAAGUAUUAUAGAUAUUCUAUUUGCUGAACAGAAUUGUUGUACCAGAGCAGAAGUACUAAUAUAUACAGUUUUAUAUUUGCUUCUUAGUGCUAUUAUUUUUCUGUUUGUGAAAACUGACGUAAAUAAAUCCACAUCAUCAGAUUCAGACACAGAACCGAUUCUAUCGACAAGUGUAGGUAUCGAUACAUUUUGCUUCAGUUAACUAAUAACAAAUGUUAUGCCUUUAACUUGAUUUUUGAUUUUUUGAUCCAGAGCUUACUUUGAUUUCCUAGAUGCAAUGCCUCUUUAAAUAAUUGACGUUGUCAGUCCUGUUUCCUCUAACAGAUUAAUUCCCAGGAAAACCCUGUAACAGAUGAGUCGUGGGUAGACAGACUCUCUCCUUUACAAAAACGGCUAACGUAAGUAAGCGGUUAGUGUUUAUUUCAAAUAAAACAGACUAAAUGUAAAUGUUAAUUUUUUUAAUAUUUUUCAUUCUUGCAUGUCUCACUUAAUAAAAAACACUUGUGAUAAUUUGUUUGUGGUUUAAUUUGUUGAAGGGACACUAUAGACACCAAAACAUGUUUAGAGGAACACUAUAGGGUCAGGAACAUAAACUUGUAUUGCUGACCCUAUAGUGUUCAAAAACACUAUCUAGCCCCCCAGUCCUCCUUGCCACCCUAAAUAUAGUACAAUCUUACCUUUAUUUCAGUCUGCUAGUGCUGGCUAUGCCCCGAUCUGCCUCCUUGUCUGACAUCAUCACAAGUGAUGAUCUGAGCCAAUCACAAUGCUUUCCCACAGGAAAGCAUUGGAUUGGCUGAGAUUCCCAAAUAGUUGGGGCAGUGGGCGGAGCCAAACACUACCCUGGCCAAUCAGCAUCUCCUUAUAGAGAUCCAUUGAAUCCAUUAAUCUCUAGGAGGAAAGUUCAGUGUCUCCAUGCAGUUGGUGGAGACACUGAAUGUGCAGCACUGCCCCAGUAAGCAUCUCUAGUAGCCAUCUGAGGAGUGGCAGCUGGAGAUGACCCUGGGCUGUAAUCAAAGGCGGCUCUAGACUUUGAGACCUUAGGCGAAACUCAAACAUAAGGCCUCACUAACAAAAAAGUGAAAAAAUAGAGUUUCAAUACAUGUACACUGUCACAUAUACACAUUGAUGCAUAGUCUUCCUGUGUAUGUGCCUGAGAGUGUGUCUGACAGAGUAUCCUUGUAUGUGAAUGUAUGUCUCUGUGAGAGGAGGGGGUGAUGGUGAGAGGGGGAGAGGGUAGGGGAGUGAUGGUGAGGGAGGGGGCUAAUGGUGAGUCUUAUUAAAAUUCCCUGGUGGUCCAUUGGGCUCCUCGGUGGUCCAGUGGCCAUUACUACUGGUCUGCAGCUCCGCAGAGCUGCAGACCAUGUAAUCUUGUGAGAUCCGUCAGAUCCACGGCAAUGCUCUGAUUGGCCAGUUCUCGCGAAACACAUGGUCUGCAGCUCUGCUCACUGCGGAGCUGCAGACUGGUGUCUGCAAUGGCUGGCCAGGCAGACAAGAGGGGCCUAGCACCCGGCGGCAUAUUGAGCAAGCCGCCGGGCCCCCUCCUGGUGUCGGGUCCUCAGUCACUGACCGAGGACCUGACACAGUGUGCCCUCAGGCGGUUUAGGCGGCCGCGAGGAACCAGCCAGCUUGAGGCCUUAGGCGGCCGCCUAAACCACCUAAUUCGAAAGCCGCCUCUGGCUGUAAUGUAAACACUGCCUUUUCUCUGAAACUUCCAAAAUGUCUGCAGGAACUGAUUAUACUCACCAGAAGCUGUAGUUGUUCUGGUGAUUUAUAGUGUCCUUUUAAAUAAGCAGUUUUAGUGUAUAGGUCAUUUCCCUGCAGUCUCACAGCUCAAUUCUCUGCCAUUUAGGAGUUAAAUCACUUUUGUUUAUGCAGUCCUGAAUGUAAUGUUCACAGCCUUCCUGAAUACUUCCUGUAAAGUGAGAUCUAAUGAGAUCUGUUAAUAAGUUGCUAGACCUUGCAAGAGCCUCCUGUAUGUAACUGCUAGAUAGUGUUUUUAACAGGCUUGUGUUCCUGACCCUAUAGUGUUCCUUUAAGCAUUCAUUGCAUGUAAUAUCAUUGAAAUUGGUUAAUUAAUAAAAUGUUAUUGACUCCUCAAAUCCAACUCAGAUUUUGACCCACCCUUAACUUCAAUUGUGUAAUUUUUACUAGUUUGUGUUCUUAUUGGAAUUAUGCAUGUCUUGCAGAUGUGAGAUUAUGACCUCAUUCUGCAUUAUAUUUCACAAAUUCCUUUCUGUAAAACUACACAAACAGCUCUUUUUUUAUUUUUUAUUUUAUUUUUUUAUAUUUUCUAUAUGAAUCAAAGCGGCUCAUUGAUGGCAGUUGUAGCUGGGAUUCUUUAUGGCUCCAGCUUUGUUCCAGUUCUCUAUAUCAAAGAUCACAGCAAAAACAAUGAGAGCAUGUAUGCAGGAUCGAGUGAAUUUGGUGAGGAAAACUCAAAUAUUUUAUGUUUAAUCCUAUGCAAUAUCUACCGAUACAGUCAUGAAAUUGAAUAUACUAUUGUUACUUUGAUCCUUUUACUAUAUUUAUUUGAAAGAUAUUUUCUUCAUACAAGUGUAUAUCUCAUUUAUGUCUGUAGCUUGAAUACUUAAACCAGUUCACUGUGUCUUUGGAGAACACUACUAAUGUUCUAGAAAUGUAUCCACUUAUCCAUUGGGAACCAAAGAACAUUUAUUAGAAGCCAAUUUAAAAAACAAUAUUGUUUAUGUCAGUGCACUUAUUAUAUAGCAUUCUUAGAUAUUUGGUUAAAAAAAAAAUAUAUAUAUAUAUAUAUAUAUAUAUAUACGAUAUAUAUAUAUACGACAAUUCACCAUGACGUCACAAUAAUAAUAGACGUUCUUCUGGUGGCAAAAGCAUUCUAUACACUCUCUACAUUAAUAUACAAAGUGCAAUUCCCCAUACAGCUUGCUGUCUUGAUCCUUUCACUCUAGUUUGACAGUCCAUGGAGUUGGGACUUGUUUUGUUAUUAAAACAAAAAAAUAAAUGAAGUUGUCAUAUGCUAGGCUUAUAAUACGAAUAUACUGCUAACUUACUCAGCAUCCUCAUUAUCCACCGACUCGCAGAGCUUCUGAGCCAGAGUCUUACCAGAAAACAGAGAUACCUGAAGAGCACUUGCGCCUAAUAAUCUGCUCAAAUCACACACACACAGAGUGUGGCAAAGGUAAUCCAGGAGCUGCUAAGCAGGGUCGUACUCAUCCUCCUCCCCAGCACUGUGCGCAGGAUUGUGAAGACACACUUGAUGACACAUUGUCCUCAGACACACAUAGUGCUGUCAUUAUAACUGAGUCUUGUUAAUUUCCUUGUUUCCUUUAUGAUAAAGUGAGUUGUCUUUCAUGGACAGUUUUCUCUUCAGGUCAGUGGAAGCAGCUCGCAUUCUGCCACCCGGAAGUAUCUUGGUGCCCAUUGUUUACAAACAUUCUAAAAUACCAUAAAAACUUCAUAGUUAAGUUUGUAAAGACUUUCUUCUUUGCGUAGAAUUUUUAAUUUCCAUUCUGAAUUUGUGUGCUUCUAGGUUUUAUUCUUCGCCCCCAAUGAAUAGGCUGUGUUCUUCUGCACGGUGACGUUCCCCACACCCUCUACUUUGGUUUUGGGAUUACUUUAUAUGUUUUCUUUAUGCAUAUAAUGGAAUUAAUAAACAUUAAUAAUAUAAUAAUUAAUUUCCAAACUACAAGCCAUUUAAGAAAGUAUUGAACAUGUUGGCACUAAGCAGCAUCUAAAUGUCAGAAUAUAGUAGGACAUACAUUUUUUGCCUGUAGAUUAUCCAAACGUUUUGUUUAUAACCAACAAUCGUUCUUAUCCCAUGUAAUAUAUAUAUAUAUAUAUAUAAAGAACACUUUAAAUCAGAUGCAUAAUAUUUUUAAAUGUGAAAUGAAAAGUGGUAACAUUUAGUACUAGUAAAUAACCUAUACUUAUAUAAGCAAUACACAAAACAAAGUAGGUGGAGCUUUACAAACAUAUACAUAUACCUCUCUCUGGUUCUGCAAAAAAAUGAGAAGGAACACAAAUAGUGCAGAUAAAUCUUACAAAAUAUUAAAUGUACAGAUUUUGUGUACAGUACACUUACAAGGGUAGAGCCAUAAUGAUACCUGGCUCUGGUUUGAAGCGCCUCUGGAUCCUUUAAGGAGAUUCACACCCUUCUUUUAUGUUGGGACCAGAUACCCACUUCAUAGUGCAGAUGUAGGAUAAAUCGACUAAAGUUACCAAAGUAGAAAAUUUUUAUUCCAAUGUAUAAAAAUAAAUAAGCAAGAAUAAAACAAUGAAUUAGGAAAUAUAAGUCCUUUUGGAUAGAUCCAUAUACCAAAAUGCUUUUUGCCUGAUCCAGGCUUCUUCAGUUGGUGUGUCGAUACGUCUCUGUGUCUGUAGUUUCUUAUAUAUGUCCCAUCCGCAUUCCCUUCCCUCCCCAAUUGCUCCCGGAACUCCUAAAUGCAACACAAAUGCGUUCCAAAGGGAUCCCAGGUAUCAGGUGUUGAGAGAAAAAGCACUUGAUGCUGUAUCUCUCUACAGAGAAAAAUAUGCGACAAUAUGAUGCAGAUCAUGAUGUUCUAUAUUUAAACAUACUCAUACUUCACUUUAUUCAAAAAUCAAACGUAUAAUAAUAAAACAUGCAUUACUAUAUGUACUUGUGUUUAUUUAAACCAAGUGAGGUUUAAAAGUGAGAAUUUAUGUGAUAACACCCCAUGAUAAAACUCUUAAUCAUGCAAGUAAAAAAAGAAGGUAAGUUCUAAUAACAGUUUUGAUUUAAUUGAUUAAAACCUAAAACCAGAUGGAACCUAGUUUGCUAAAAAACUAUAUUUCAAAAAAAAUGUAUAAAAAAAUUUCAACUGGAAAAAAAAGUGAAAGUAGAAAUGAGAAUAUUUCUUGUGAAGUGGAAGUGGGAGUUUCUGUCAAUUUCUACUUUUAACUACUCUUUAGCCACAGCAACAUUAACACCUUACUGAAACUUUGAAUUAGACUUUGUUAUUGCUGGUGGCUUCAUGAAAGUGGUAAUAACUUAAAUAAAAUGUGUUGAAAUAUGUCCUACACUAUUACACAUGUCUGAACGUUUCUCACCACUGUAAGCCUGGAGGAUCCAGGGCAAACUCACUAGGGGUGACUUUCUACUCGCUAGUGGCAAGUGUAAAUAUUUUGGCAAGGGCAAGUAUACAUUUAUUAACCCUAGUAUGGAUAAUACAUUUACGAAUAUAUAUAUAUAUAUAUAUAUACACAAAAAUAAUCAGUCCAAAUUGCUAAUAGAUAAUCAUGUUUGUAUCAGUAUCCACCUGCAAUAUAUUCCCAGACUUUUCUUAUAUAUAAGCUAGCAGUGCCCACUGAGAAAGAAAUUGGUCAGUCAGGAUGACCUUAUACCAUUCCAAGAGGCGUUUCAAAAUGCCAACGUUGUCCUAAACACCAUGGCAAACAAACUUCAUGGCAGAACAAGAGUUUCUGUACUUACAGCUUUCAUAAAUACAAGCUGUUAACUAAACUACAACUCACAUAAGCAUGUGCUUCUCCUUAUUGGAGAAACACUGCAGGUUAAGAAGAACAGAAAUGGAAUUGUGAAAUCACGUAACACAUACAGUAACAAUCAAGAAGAAAGUAUUUUAGAUUGUAGGGGAUGGGAGGGACAGAGGAGGCAGGGCUAAAUUGUAGAAUGCUGAAAAAAUAUACAAAAUUGAGCGAGUAAAAACAUAGGUAAUUAUUUGGGCAAAAAUCUAUGAAAUCCAUAAAUAUUGUGUGUGGCUGGGUUGUCUCUUUAUGUAAAAGCUAAAGAUGAAAACUAAGCCACCAUACAAGUACAAUAGUAGCAUAUUUUGCUGUGAUCUGUGUAUAUUAUCAUACAAUGUUAACUCUUUGUUCAAAAUAUCUCUUUUUCAGAUUUAGAUUACGUAUUUGCACACUUCAGUGGCAUUUUCCUUACUAGCACAGUGUAUUUCCUGAUCUAUUGUGCACUAAUGAAAAACCAUCCAAAGGUGUAUCCACAGGCGAUAUUGCCGGGUAAAUAUAUUUGAUAUUAGCAUACACACUUGUAGUACUAUAAUUCUUUAUCCAAAAGCAAAUUUAAAAAGAAGUUUACAGUGAGCAAACAAAAAUAUUAAUGGCAACUUUAAUUUCCCAGGAUUAUUAAUAUUAUGAUUAUGUUUACCUUUGCCCUGUUUUUACCAAAUAUGUAUUUGUGAGGUGUGAAAAGUAAAAUGUUGUAAUUAAUCUUUAUCCUGCAACUGGACACCUCAAUCUUUGCCUACUGCCAAUCAUUGUUAUAAGCUCUGCCAUUUGUACCUGUCAGUAUAUGUAGAGAGAGAAGUACAAAAUGAUUUUUGUGUUCCCCCUCCUCCAAUGCAGUGUCAGGUCUGAACUGGAUUUUGAUGUAAAUGAAUAUCUCUUUAAAGGGUUACUCGGAGCAUCAUGGCCACAUUAGUGAUUUGAAGUGGACAUGAAGCGUGGAGUCAGUGUUAAUUUUGUCAACAUUUCUGAGAUUUAGUCAGCUAAAACUAAAACAAUUCAGAUGACUUAAAUACGACAAAAUAAAAUGGCUUAUUAGUUAAAAGACUAUGACUAAAACUAAAUUUAAAUUUGCCGCCAAAAUGAACACUGCACAGAGGGGCUGUGGAAGGGGCAAAAGGGACACACUAGGGCUUGAGAGCGAGGCACCUAGAGGGGCUGGGAGGACACACAAAGACACAGAGGGGCUGGGGAAGUGGCAAAAGAGGCAGAUAGAGGCUUUAAUGACACCCAUUAGAUUUUAGUUGUUUCGACUAAAAAUCUAUUGGAGAUUUAGUCGACUAAAACUAGACUAAAACUAGACUAAAACUAGACUGAAAUGUUUCGCCAAAAUUAACCACUGCUUGGAGUCUUCAGCAUUAUAUAGUGUUGCCACUGGGGUGCAACUCUACUUCUGCUUCUGGCAGCAUUAUUAAAUGCCUUGAGAAUGUUUGGGAGAUAUACAUAUGUAUCUAUUUCUACAUGCAGGCAGAGGGAAACAACAGGAUGCUAAAUAUUAGAAAACUGUUCUUGUUUUUUGUAUUUUCUUCUUCUUUUUUUUUCUCUAUAAAGCAUCUUCCGAUCCAUUGUUGCACCUUAAGUGUUUGAAAAGGUAUUGUUAAAGGUAGUUUUAACUAGAUCUAUUACGGUUAUUUAUAAUGAAAACUAGCAUGAUUAGUGAUCAAACCGAGCUUAUCUUAAUAGCAAACCUCUUUGAAUGCGCUGUGCGCUCUAUUUUCUAAAUAUUCCCAGAGCUUCUAAAAACAAUUUUUAUAUGUGUUGAGUAAGGGAAUAUUUGAGGAAUCUGUAUUCAUGAUAUAUUUUCCAGUAUUCAUUCUGGGAUCAACAGUAAUAAAUAUUUUUCCUCCUAUGCCAUGUGUUUUUAACAAGCCAUUUAUUAUAGAUGUUUUCUAUAUACUACACAAUUAUUUAAAUUAUAUUUAUUUUUGUGCCGUUAUUAAGGUUUCUUUUCAGGCGUUCUUUGGGCAAUAGCCACUUGUUGCUGGUUCCUGGCUAAUAACUACCUCAGCGCUGUGGUCAGCUUUCCAAUCAUCACUGCGGUCAGUAGUUAAAUUGAAUUUGAAGCCUUGCACCCUUCAUAUUAUCAGAUGUACUCGGUAUGCCAUUUCUAGUAAUGUCUGUAUCUCCUGAAUGCCAAAUAUUGAAUUACUCAGCAUGAUACAACCUUUUCUGUAAAGAUUACUGUCAGAAUCCUAACUUGAUUCUGUUGAUGUUUGAAAAAUAACAUCACAAAAAAGGCAAUUUUGUGUGUUGUUCUUCUCAACAAAGCAAGAUAUUUAAUCUGCCAAGUAUCAGUCGGUAGUGCGCAUCAUAAUAAUUUUAAAGUUCCAUUAAACAGAUGCAUUUUAUCACCUUUGUCAAAAUAAAGACUGGUUAUUUGGUUAAACAAAUGUUUAUAAAAUACAGAAUUAAAUAAUUAUAUGUAAUAGGCAAUCAAAUGCAUCGUAAAUGUAAGUCAAUUCCACUUAUGCUCUGAAUACAUUUAAUAAAUGACUACAUAUCAGUCUAUAACAUUUUAAUUAAAUGCUGUGCAAAAUGCGUAUGUGCUGAGCUAUUUAGUAGAAUUUGCUGAAAAUGUUAAUUUAUUUUCUUCUAUUUAAGGGACCUGGUUUAAUUGCUGCAUUGUGGGGAGUUUUGGUUUUCAAAGAAAUAAAGGUAAGUUAUUUAAAGAUAGUUUUCCAUAAAAGUCAUUUUGCCAAAGGGCACCCUUGAUCUUCUGUGUAUAAUUAUUAUUCCACAAUGCAUAACAUUCUGCUUCCUUUAAUACUAUUCACAACACAUACCUCAGUAAGGAUAUAUAGCAACUCAAGCCCUGCCAUGGUCAACGUUAAGGCAAAGUAGGACUUACUGUAUGGGUCAUCAGAACUUGGUAGAAAUGGAAUAGUUUUCAUGAAGAAUGGCUUAAAUGUUAUAAAAGUGUGAACAAAAAGUGUGGCACAAUGUCUGCAAAUACAAACUGACAUGCACCCAGUGCCAAGAUGCCUAGAGAAGCUAAACACCUUAAUGCAGCAAUAGAGACUGAAGAUCAGAAACAGCAGGUAAGUACUUAACGGAACACUACAGGGUCAGGAACACAAACAUGCAUUCCUGACCCUAUAUUGUUAAAACAACCAUCUAGCCCCCUUGAUCUCCCCAUGCCUCCCUAAAUAUAGUAACAUCUUUCUUGUAUUCAAGUCUACAGCUACUAGCACUUUACCUGUCCCUUUCUGGCUGCUGUUUGCUGGCAUCAUCAGAAGUGGUGGUCUGAGUCAAUCACAAUGCUUCCCCAUAGAAUUGGGUGAUACUGUCAAGGAGGCAGAUUAGAGGCAGAGCAAGCACAAGUCAAACACAGCCCUGGCCAAUUAGCAUCUCCUUAGAAAUGAAUUAAAUCAAUGCAUCUCUAUGAGGAAAGUUCAGUGUCUACAUGCAGAGGGUGAAGACACUGAAUGGCAGUGCUGCUUACUCUGCAGCAUUGCCCAAGGAAGUAUCGCUAGCAGCCAUCUAAGGAGUGGCCAGUGGAGUUAUCACUAGGCUGUAAUGUCAACACUGUAUUUUCUCUGAAAAGACAGUGUUUACAGCAAAACGCCUGAAGAUUAUGAUUCUACUCACCAGAAUAAAUUCAAUAAGCUGUAGUUGUUCUGGUGACACUAGUGUCCCUUUUUGUAAUUGUAUUAAUUCUAAUAUGAGGAUCCUGACUGACAACUCAUGCAAAAAGUCCAAAGAAUUUAAUUUGCGAGCCCUCUAUUUGACCCUGUAAUUUAGCAAAACACUGUAAAACCUGUACAUGGAAGCAAUGUUUUACUCGUGAGACCUCACUGAACACAAUCAGUAACACUUAUGACAUUGAUAACCUCCGUAAAAGUGCAGUUUUGUUUGUGAGAAAUGCAAAAAAAAAAAACAAUUAUUAAAAAAUUAACUUUGGCCCUGAUUUGUGACUAAGUGGUUGCUUAAAAAAAAGACUGGAUACACCAUAUUUGAAUAUCCUGGGUUGUCUACAUUUGCCAAUGGUAUGCCAUGAUGGGGUAAUUUUCAUUCCUGGACUGCCAUAUAAUCAUAGCAAACUAACCUGGCAAAUUUUAUUGUGUAAAAACUGAAAUGGGCAUGCUUUUUAUUUAAUUUUGUAACUUUAUGUCUUGGUCAAUUUCCUCCAUCCUUAAAGGGACACUAUUGGCACCCAUAUUCCCAGAUCGCUUAACCCUGCAAAGCUAAUUAUUGCAGUUUUUUAAUUAACUGCAAUAAUUACCUUUGUGGGUUAACUCUACCUCUAGUAAAUGUCUACCAGACAAUGACUAGAGGGACUUCAGGUCGUUAGUUGACUUUUGGUUGCCUAACUGACGCAGUAUAUAUGAGGAAAUCCAGCGUCCACUGAAACCCCAAUAGGAAAGCAUUGUAUAAUGCUUUCCUGUGGGGGGGAAAGUACAAAUUUGUGUGCAGCCUUUGCCAUUGGAGUGGAGGUAGACUCAGGUAGAUAGGGGAGGGGGGGUGACAUAGGGGGUGCACUUUAGGGAGCUAUAGAGGCAGGAAAAUAACUUUGUUUUCCUGGCACUAUAGUUUCCCUUUAAGAUGUUAAACAUUAUUUUGUGGAAUAUCUUUAAAUUAAUUUAAUCGUUGUUUGUGUUUGACAUUUUACAGAAAUUAAAACUGCUUAUGAUUUUUGUUUUUCUAUUCUUACGCAGGGACUGAGGAACUACGUGCUCCUGGUAUUUGCAUUCUGCAUUAUUCUGUCUGGAUCUCUUUUGACAGCUUUUUCAAAGACAUGAGGAACUUUCUGUACUAUGUCCAGCAGAGGGAGGUGUUGCAUUUGAAUUUCCAUUAUGGUUGCAAACAUGAACUUUUACCAAGCAUUCAAACCAUUUCUUCGUUAUCAGAAGAAGUUAUGACAAACAAUAAUAAUAUUUUUCUCUGACACUUACAGAGGGCGAAACAACUAAAAACAUUGUUCUAAGUUAAAUGUUUUGAAGUUUAAACAUAGCAGACUGUAAUUUUAUUAAUAGCAGACUGUAAUUGUAUUAAUUCAACCAAUCAUGAACUGUGCUACUUCUAAUUAUUUACAAAAUAUUAAAUAUGCAUAAAUUAUCUACCUAUAUGGUAAAAUUAUUGGAAAAUGUUUCUGCCUUUUCAUUCUUAGGUUUAGAAAGUUAUGAGACACUUUAGGCACUGCAACUGCUUGAUCUCAAUGAAGUGGUUAUAGUGUCCUCUGGUGCCUUCCAUUCAUUAACUGUUUUUAAUGGUUUAAUGAUAAAUGAGUGUCCCUAACAGCCAAUUCUGUCUGUGAUUGGCCAAGAGUGUUGGCUGACCACUUACAGCCUAUCACAGUCCCCAUUGCUGGUAAAUGAAUUGGUAUGAAGGUGUGUUGCAUCUUCGCCAUAGCCAUACUUCUCUCGGGGAGGCUGAGCUGUGAGUAGCCAUUUGAGGUCAGUUCCAGCAGACUCCAGGCACUGUAACCAUUGAGAUGAAAUGAUUAUAGUGCCAACAGUGUCCCUUUUUAAACUGUCUCAGAAAUCAGUAGAGCGAUUCUGUGCUGCUACAGUUAGAGAAAACACUAAUGAAAAUAUUGAAUGUUUUGUCAUUUAGUCUUGCUACAGAAACCCCUUUGGGAGCUAUGAAGUUGGUAAGUGUGUGGGCUGGGCUGGUUUGUAGACAUGGCAGUGAUGCAAACAUCUUGAAUGGUGUUGUGUAGUCCGAGCUUAUAUGUGUGCCAAAUUUACACACAUAACUGAAAGAGAGCCAACAAGGACUGUUCUAAGACAGCGGAGCUAAAGCAUUUUAUUAUUUGCAGAAAUAUCUAGGAGUAACCCCACACAGCUGCCUUAAUGCAGGUUUCAAAUUUAAAUUGAUCACACCAUUUCACAC